Messenger RNA from Podarcis lilfordi (Lilford's wall lizard), 72784 nucleotides. NCBI's taxonomy places the organism in Eukaryota, Metazoa, Chordata, Lepidosauria, Squamata, Lacertidae. The record is from the annotation of a GenBank genome assembly.
GCCCCCUUCCCCAUUUCAGUCUGGACCAAACCAUCCCGAAGUCGAGGGGGCCCCGAGAGGCAGCGGGGAAAGGAGCAUGCCAGCCCCUUGGCCCAGCCGCGCUCUCCCGAGAGCUCAAGGCCGGAGCUCGAACCGGGGCUUCUGGCUGCUUUUUGGCUAGACCCUGCCAGGCCGCCCAUGGAGAAAAGGCAGCCCCGGAGCAAGGCAGCUUCUUUCCCUCGACUCCCCCUCCGCGUUGGCGAGGCAGUGGGAAGGACGGAGCUCGGCGCCGCCGCCGCAGCCAGCGGCUCUAGCUGUGGCAGCAGCAGCACCAGCAGCUCGGUCGUGGGAGAGUUUCAUUCAGCGCGUGGAGGGAGCCCCGCGCGCGCCGGCGGGACGGCUUAGCGGGCUGCGCUGCUCCCGCGCCCCCUCAGCGGUUCCCUUUCCACGGGAGCUGGCGUCGCCUGGCGCGGGGCUUGGUAUCUCUGAGGAGAGGCGCGGCAGGUAAGGGUGCUUCUGAGAGAAACGGAGAGGGAAUCCGGGCGCCUCGGGACCGGUGGCGGCGGCGGAAGAAUACCGGAGGGGUGUGUGGAGAAGGGUGGCUGUCUGUCUGUCGCGCUCGUUGUCUGGCGCAGCUACAACUCCGUCUCGUCUGCCCUCCCCAACCCCCUCACAUCUCGGCUGCUCUGACUGGAGCGCCUGUGCCUUGUUUUGUUGCAAUGGCCAUAAGCACAGGCAAGCAAGCCAGCAAGCAACGCCGCUGCCCGUUGAAAUAGCAGCAGCUGAGUGCUUUGGAAAAGGGUUUGUGCAUGCGCCAACCACCUGGACUGAGCCCCCCCCUCCAAAAGGGCAUUGUUCUUCCAGUCUCUCGGAGAUAUUUGGCUUAGAAGCAGGAAGUGGGGGCAGGUUUUGGGGGGAGGUUGCUCGUGUAAACUGGGUUUGUACUGCAGAGAAGAGGGUGGGUUAUCUGCGUGUGCGUAGAGGGAGGCAGGUUUGUUUCCUUGCAGAUCUCCAGAGAUGGAAGUAAUUCCAGGAGAAUAGCAAAAGGUUGGAUACCCAGAGCUGCCAAGAGGAUUCUGUUGGCUCUGCCUGGGAAGCGGAAGAGCUGUUGGUUGCUGAGAUCCAGGUGCAGCAGCUUCUGGUUCCAAAGUCUUGCUAGUAUCACUGUUGCAUCCCGAGGCUGGGAUCACGUGCAUACUUACUCGGGGAUGCCUGAACUUGGACUGAAGACAGCCAAAGUUGGGGGGGGAACUGCUUUGAACGAACAUCCUCCCCGCCCCAAAUAAUUGCUACAGUUUGCUUGAGAGCACCAGCACCACUCUUGUGAUGGUCUGUCUCUCUUCACCUUAGGUGAGAUUAUUUUUGAGUAAGCAUGCACAGGAAUAGGCUGUAUGGCUCCUGAGAAUAUGUAUGUUGUGAAUAGUUUGCUUUUGGCAUUGUGCAUGGCAAUCCUCAGAAGCCAUACUCAUUGGAGUUUACUCCCUAGUAAGUAUUUUUAGGGUUUCAGCUUUAAUGUCAUUCUCUCUCUCUCUCUCUCUCUCUCUCUCUUUAUAAUAGUUAAGCAGUGUUUUUGGUUGCAGUCCUAGGAACAUUUACUUGGGGAGUAAGUGGAACUAAGCACAGUGGGACUUGCUUCCAAGUAAACAUCCAUAGGGUUGCAUUAUUGGAGGACAACUGUGUUUUCACAUUUGAGGUGCACCUGUUAGGUGGGAACUGGAGUUACAGUUGCAACUGAAUAAAUUGUGUUAAGGCAGUGUCCUAGACUUCUAGUAAUGGCACGGAUCCAGAGGAGGACUUUUCACACAGGCUUUCCUUACCUAAAACAUCCAUGAUACUUGCCUGCCAAACUUCUUUCAUCAAUGUCAUUUCAUUUUAGUGCAGGUCCUUGUAAUGGCAAUAUUAUGAUCUCAGUCUCAUCCAUAGAUGUGGUAUAGUGGCUAGGAGUAUAAGUUGUGAUGUGGGAAGAUUCUACUUAAAAUCUCAUCUAAUUUAUGGGGGGGGACUUUCUCCCUCCCCUUUUAGAAUCAUGUAAUUGUAGAGUUGGAAGGGACUCUGAGGGUCACCUAGUUCAUAGGCAGGUGGCCCAUAUGGGGCUCAAACUCAUGACCUUGGCAUUAUCAACACCAUUCUCUAACCACCUGAGCUAACUGAGCCCAUUUGUAGUGUGAGGAUAAGAAUACAGUAAUGGCCUACUGCAUAGGGCUGUUACAGUAACUUUUAAGAAAACAUGAAAUAUUCAACCAGUUAGGCAAUAGGUUAUGUACUAGAACUGCUUAGAUAUGAAUGGGCUUCAUGAAGAGGCUAUGUAAAAUUCUUGCUUGUGGUGGCAUUCUAUACAGUAGGCUUAAAGCGAUUUACUCCAUGCCACCUCCCCAGUCAUAGUUUUAAAACCCUUCUAGGGAAUCCUGGUGUUUUUGGAGAACUUAUCAGUGCAUUCUUUAGUGAGAAGACCUAUGAUGUUAGACAAAGUUCAUUACAUUUAGUCCUCCAUUAUUGAUCUUUCUUUCCUGAACAGUUUUGCCAGAAGAUGUUGGGUGCAUUUAAGGCACGCUUAUGGGUGGACAUAGGAUAACAGUGGAACUCAAAAUGUAUGGCCAGUGCCUGAUGAUUGCAGUGCAUGAUCUCCUACAACAGAGAUGGGGAACCUGUGUCUGUCCAAAUAUUGCUGAACUACAACUCCCAUCAUUCCUGACCAUUGGUCAUAACUGACUAGAACUGAUGGAAGUUUUAGGUCAGCAGUAUUUGGAGGGUCACAGGUUCCCCAACUUUGCCCUACAGUAUACAAGGACUUUUUGGUCAUGUGCUAAUGUUUUGUAGCAAGUAUGUAGUUGUAUGUAUUCCUGGCAGAUAAGUUGAUGCAGAAGAGGUUUCCUGAAGACAGAGAGUUCUAAAACCACUGGUAUAAGAGACUCUUCAUGCCCAUUCCAUGUGCAGCCUUGUUUGUAGAGCAUCUCUUGCCCUCUGCAAAAACAUUUUUCAUUGCUAUCCACAUGUGGGCUGCAAUAUUUGAAUGGACCUUUUAGUAGCUUUGUGAAAAUGGAAGCAAAAAUGUUUUGCAUUUUAAAAAAAAUCUCACUGGUAUCAAGAGAAAUUGCAUUAAUAAGCAUUUGACUUCAGGAUAUGUUAUGAGCAGCAAACUCAGUGGAAAAACUAUUGAGCCAGUGCAAAUAUAAAUCCAGGUUAGUUCUUCCUUACAUCAAGAAUUUGUCUUGGGCCUGUUGUAUGUCUGAAAUACUUUUUUUUAUUUAAUUCAUUGAGCAAUUUUGCUUCACUUAAAUGGUCCUGAGUAAGCUGCUCCUUACAGGACCAUUGAAAAGCUGUUAAUAAAAUUUAAAACUAUAACAACACUGGCCUAGAAAGAUUACAUAUUUAUGACUUGAUCUUGGGGUUGUCCAAUGUGCUUUAAUUCUUUUAUGAUGAAUGAAUAAACACAAGGUUCCUUCCUCUAACCCAGACUUCUGUCCUGUUCCAAAUCUGGUACACAUCUGUCACAACACUACAUGAAAUUAGGCUCCUAUGAGGGUAACUUUUUUAAAUAAAAGGUUGGUAACUGGUCAGAUUUCAAAGGGAUGCUCUUUCUUUUCAGAGAGGUGAACCUAGUGCGGCAAAAAUGCUAAAAAGAUACAUAGAGACUAUACUUCCUUAUAUAUUCUCUAGCUCUUUAGAGGUUAUUUUGUUAGUCAGUCAACUGAGCACUGGUUUCACAGUAGUCGGAUAUAUGUCAUGUAUCCUUUUUAUGGAAAUGGCGAUGUACCUUUUUUAUCUCAAUCAUGAUGUCUCCUGAUAGGAAAUACAAGGAGCUCCUUGCUGCACCCUGCCACAGUCAGCUUCAGGAAUGCCAGGGUCCUAAGUCUUAACCAUUUGUAAAACGAUCAGACAAUUGUGAUGGAGGUAGCAAAUAAUGAAAUGGGGGCGGGGAAAUCUCUUGGUUGCUACAACAAUGUGACGUGAAAUUCCAGCGGAUCAAUCAAGGCAGCUUGCUCCUUCAUGAUAGUGGAAAGGGUGGAGACUUCCUUAUGGAUCAGCCAUAGUUGCAGAAAUUAUUGUGUUGCUGCUAGUGCGGAAUGGAAUCGGUCAGCUGGCAGAAUCAACUUUCCAAGAGCCAGAAAUCAGUUUCAAGCCUUCCGUUGUCGUAAGACUGAUAUCCGCAUAUCUCAGUUUUAAGUUGUGAAGAAUGCCUGAUUAAGACUUGUGUCAGUGAGCAGGAGUAUACAAGAGGAGGGUGGGGGAUACUGAUGAGAAAGGUGAUGACACUGAAGCAUCUGAGUUGGAUAAUAUGAAGCAAAAAUGCUUGUGUUGGCCUGACGUCUGCUUAGUGUAACCUUCACCACAUUUAAAAUCUGGCUUUUGCUGUGCAUUCAACAUGUGUGUUUCAUAUGUACUCUGUAUUUUAUUUGUUUGACUUCAUUUUUUAAAAUAUCUCUUUGGGCUCUUCCUGAGAUUCCAUGAUGAAAACUAAGAACUCUUUAUUCUCUUCAGUAUUAUGUACCUUUGUAUUUACAGAACAUUAUUGGUAAUUUCCCUUAAAAUAGUUAACCAUUUUAUUUCAUCAUGUCAUAAUAACAGUUGAUGGACUUGGUUCUGUUUUGUAAGUGAUGUCAGUGUCUCAUGCGCACUUCUCUUAAGUUGAUGAUUUAAAUACUUGUCUACUCUUUGAUAAUAUUUGACUGGUCAAUUGAGCAAUAUUCCUUUACCAAUGAGUUGCCUGAAAUCUUGUAUUUCAUUUCAUAAUGUUAUGUUCUCAGAAGCAUGAUAAUGAUUUGCCCUAUGUUGAGGUGGAAAAGUAAUUGAUAGAUCAUAGUGGUUGAUUAUAAGAUACAGCCAUUAAAAUUUCAAGUAAAACUGUAUUAUUACCAGAGCAGACAGGUAACCCAUUAUUUUGUAGCUGGUCAAAUGGAAUCAGAUAUCUGUAAAAGCCUAUCGAAAGAGAGAUGUAUUUCAGCUGACACGGAAAAGUAAACUGUUGAUGCUUGGAGAGCAUUCCAUAGUUGGGCUGCCGCUACAGAGAAAACUGUGUCCUGUUCACUACACAAUGUUACUUAUGUGGUAAUGGGAUUGAGAAGCCACCCCGCUUAAGCUUCUUUGACAAAAAGGCAGGAGAAAAGUGCAGUAAAAUAAAUUAAUGUAUAGAUUGCAAGACAACAAGUUGCAGUCAUAUAUAUAUAUCCAUUUAUGUUUUUAGAGCAUUGUGAUGUAUUCAAGAUCCCAGAUUAAGAAAGUCUGUGCUGAGGUGUUUGCCAUGCAGUGUCAGUACUCCAAGAUCAUGGCAGCAAAGGAUUUUCUUCAGUCUUGAAUCGUCAAACUUCAAAAAAUCAUGUAAAACCUUUAGGAUGACUUUUGUGGAACAAGGUUGAUUUUCACUCAUAUAUGAAUGCUGGCUUUUGUACUUCUAUGCAGAUUCAGAAGUAAGCUUUGCAUAGAUGAGUAGAACAUGAGAUUAGGACUCUAUGGAAAUACUUGAUGUGAAAAUUAAUGGCCAUGGUUAUUGCUUUGAAUCUAACCUUCAAAACCCCUAUUUGCAACUCAGCUGGAUGGGCAAAUUCAUUUUGCAUUAGUUUCUGUUGGUUUCUUUGUUACACAGAUCUCUUCUUGUGGUUUCUGGGCUAGUUUUGCUCUCUAGAGUAGCAACUCCCAAACUGUGUUCCACAGGCAACUACAGUGGUACCCCUGGUUAAGAACUUAAUUCGUUCUGGAGGUCCGUUCUUAACCUGAAACUGUUCUUAACCUGAGGUACCACUUUCGCUAAUGGGGCCGCCUGCUGCGGCCGCUGCACAAUUUCUGUUCUCAUCCUGAAGCAAAGUUCUUAACCUGAGGUACUAUUUCUGAGUUAGUGGAGUCUGUAACCUGAAGUGUCUGUGACCUGAAGCGUCUGUAACCCGAGGUACCAUGGUAGUUGUCCACAAGCUUCAUUCAGGUGGUCCACAGCAUAUUUGUGAAGAACAGUUACAAUUUGAAUUCCAUAAAAUUUGAUGGCAUUCAAAUUCUGUUACAAUAAAAUGCAUUACAGUGGUACCUCGGUUUAACAGCAGCCCUGUUUAUGAACUAUCCCGGUUUAAGAACGCCGCAAAACUGGAAAUAGUAUCCUGGUUUGCGAACUUUACCUCAGUAUAAGAACGGAAGCCGAACAGUGGAAGGGCACCGGCGGCAGGAGGCCUCAUUAGGGAAAGCACGUCUCAGUUUAAGAACAGUUUCAGUUUAAGAACAGACUUCCGGAAUAGAUUAAGUUCGUAAACUGAGGUACCACUGUAUAAGAAAAUAAGAAGCAAUAAAAAUACAACUAAAGAUCAUAUAGCAUCUAGCAAAGUGCAUUACAGUUGCUACAACAGGCAGAAAACAGGGUUCUGCCAGGAACCUUAGCACUUUUCAAGUGGUUCAUGGCGAAAGGAAGUUUGGGAACCACUGCUCUGCAGGAGCCAACUAAAGCAUGCCUGAUUUCUUCUGGCUACAGCCUAUUAUGUAGAAAGGAUUUUCCAUGUGGACAUCUAUGCAGCUUUGUGGUCUGUUCUGUCAACGUAAAUAAUGUACAUUCAGUUAGAAGGAAAUAUAAUAAGCACGCAACGUAUGCACAUUUAACUUGUGCACAUUCCGCUUUAUGUGCUUGGCAAAAAACAAACAAAUAAGGGGUGGAAAGGCGUCAGUGUCUGGGGGGAAAAGACUUUGGCAAUCCCACCUGCCAUGACCAUAUGCAAUUUUGGCUUUAGGCAUGAUCCCCAGAACUAUAGUGAAUGUUGAGAAAUCUGUGUAGUUACAAAUAAUGUCCCGCCCUUAUCAAUAUUCAUAUUGUAUUGCCAUUGGUAUUCCAGGUGACAACAGUUGCAUACUUUCAUCUGUAUAGACACACUUGUGUUUACUCUUGAUGCUGCAUGACAUUUUGAUCCUAAACAGUCUUACCUCUUGUUUGCUUACUAUCAAAUCAACUGUGUGAGAUAUUAAAGAUUUAUAUUGCAGCAAAAUUAAGCAUUUGCAAAAGCCUCAAAGUAAUACUGAUUUAAGGUAGUCUUUUAAUGUCUAUUCAUGGCUGUUUAUAGCCAUAAGACUGCAAAUCUAUUGUUGCCUCCUUUUAUUUAAUUUAAUUAUAAGACAAGUAGAUGCCAUUUCUUUCUCUUCCUGCCCACAGCAAAACUAUACUACUACAACAGAACUGUCUUUGUUUUUAUGAAUCUAUGAAAUUGUGUAACUCCAAGAGCAAUCCUUCCUUUCAGGAAGAGACUGUUCCGUUUAGGUCAAAAGUGACAAAAUUAAUAACUGGUGACACAGCAUUUGCUAACUCUGUAAUCCCACUGUUAGUAAAAUAAAAUACACCCCCCCUCAAGUUCCAUGAAUUAAAACAUAAGCUUCGUAGAAAUGAGAUAAAACAAAGCUCCCCCUCCUCACUUUUAAUCAAUGUAAAAUUUAGCAUGAAAUUGGAGAAGAUAAAAGGCUUACGUUUAAGGAGUUACCCCUUUGAGUUUAGAAGUAUAGCUGAACUGCUAGCUUGACAACUUUCUACAUUUUCCCUCACCGUAAUGUGGUUUGGCGCUACAUAAUGGAAAUGUUAUUUAUACAUGCCUGGUUGCAGCCUUGCAAGUGCAAAUAGUAAAGAAAUCCAUUUGAUCCAUGCCUUGCACUUACCAUACUUUUCUGUGUAUAACAUGCCCCCAUGUAUAAGAUGCCCCCUAUUUUGGGGGACUAAAAUUAAAGAAAAUGGGGGAAGAUUGCCGAAAAUCACUCACCCAACUGACGAACGCUAACAAUCGCGACACCCGCCAAAUUGCCAAAGCCAAUCCAAAGCAGCCCUUGCCGGAUCCGCUAAUAACCCACCCAUUUGACAAAGCAGCAGCCAAUCCAAAGCAGCCCUUGCAGCAGACUCCAUUCACCCACCCAAUCGCAAGGUCCUGCUUGCGGCUGCAACCAAUCGCCCGUUGUCGUCCCCCCUCUGCACUUCCCAUGUAUAAGAUCCCCCCCCCCAUUUAAAACUUUAUUUUUGUGUAAAAAAACCUUUGUCUUAUACACGGAAAAGUAUAGUAUAUUGAGCAAAUUUUAAAAGUGGGCAUGCCAUUGGGUUGCAACCCUGCGCCUUGUUCCACUUGCAAGAAAUCCUGCUGAUUUUUUUUUUUAAUGGCCACCUCCUACCAUGAUACUCACUGCUUGAACUGAUGACAAGCUGCUGCCAAUAUGGGGGAGAGGCAGUCAUGUGAGGAGCACCAUUGUGUACAGAUGUGUUUGCAGUUGCUUGAUAAAUGUCACUGGGCACUGAGUUCUUAGUAUACUGAGAAGAAUGUUCAUGUAUGUAUAUUUGUAGUAAUAAAAAAAAAUGUGCCAUGAAUUUAGCGUGGUUCCUUCAUCCCUUUGAUGUCCGUGUUUUUGGCAUGUGUUUUCAGGAAAGAGACUUGUUCGAUGAAUCAUAAAGGAUUUCCUAUCACUAAUAUGAUAAUUUACAAGGCCAGAUAGGAUAUUUAUUUGUCUGGAGCCAAUGAAUGUUCCUUACUCUCUUUUCACCCCGCUCCAAAAAAAAAGAUUGUCUAAUUCUGACUUCUUUUAUUUUUCAUUGAGAAACCAGUGAAACCAAAUCCUUAAUAUAUGGGACUGGUGUUUAAGGCUGCAGUCCUACAAACACAUUGCGAGUUAUAUAAUUGAACUAGUUUUUAAGAUAUUUUCAUUGUUUUAUUGUUUGUUUGCUUCCUUGGGCUCCUUUAGGAGGGAGGACAGGGUAUAAACUUAAUAACUAAAUAAACUAGUGGCUUUACUUUUGAGUAAGUUGCAUAGAAUCAAUUGCUGUGCUAGCUAAAUAUUUUUCUGCUAUGGAAAUGCAUCUGGGUUUGUUUGGUUUUUUAUCUCUUGGAAUUUAGUGUACUCUUACUAGUCUUUUGGUAGCUCUGAUUAGGAUGGUUUCAGUUUUAUGUCAUUAUGAAGCUAAUAUGUUACUUCUUUAGAGUAAAAACUACUUUAGUUUGGGAGAUCUAUGGAUUCCCAAGGACAAUAAGUUGGAUAACUUCCAUGUGCUGCCUUACCUGCCACACCCUCUGGGCUCAUGGAGCCUUCCCACAGAGUCCCUUUGACAUGCAAUCUAUUGCAAAUUAUCCAUGAACUACAGUAAUUCUUUUAUAAUACUUAUCCUAGUGACUGGAAUAGCAAAAUUUGCUAACUGUGCAGAGAAAGACUUGCUGGUUAAUAUCUAUUAAUUUUAACAUGCUUUUGUGCGAAAAGAGUUUGCUCUAUCAAAUGAACCUUAGAAACAUCUUACAAUGCAUCAAUAUAUCAUAUAUACCUGCCUAAAUGAUAAGUGACAGUCUCUGAACAUUACUGUUCUCUGCACCCCCAGGGCCCCGCACAAGCAAGCUGUAGUUGUAGUGGUAGAGCACAUGCAAAGCAGAAAGUCCCAGGUUGAGUCCCAUUAUCUAAAAAUCUCCAGGUAGUCGUUGCUUCCAAGUCCAUGUAAAUGCUGAGCUAAAUACACCAGUAAUGUCACUUAGCCUAAGGCAGCUUCCUAAACUAUGGGAGGUAAUUGCAAAAAGGGGGAAAAAGGAGGGGGAUAUAAGAACGCAAGUAUGUGAGGACAUGCUAAAGUAAAGUAUCAGCUAUAUUUGUGUAGUUUUGCUGCUGCUCGAGGUGCUGUGUGUUGUGUGUUUGCUCUUUUCAUUUAACCCCAUUCUCUUUUCCAAUAAUCUGAUAACUCCGGUACAAACUUUCUACCAGUGGGUUUCCAUAAGAAGUGAGGUGGGUGGCAGCCUGGGUUCUCAUGGCUGAGCAACUGGGUGAAUAUUUUGCCAUGGACUCACUUUUCCAGCUUUAAACAUGAAAGUUAUCAAACCAGUUCAAUUAAAAUGUAAUCCUCAUAAGGGGAAAAGGAACCGCAUUGACAUAACUCGUUCCAGAUGUGCUUACCAAUAGGCUCUUUCUUUCUCUGGCUUGGGAUUUAGCCAGGUUCAUCCGCUCUGUGCCUGUUUUUGGUCAGUUCCUGGGAAAUCGGGAAGAGCAGCUAGUGUGGGAAAAGGCAAAUGCUGAUAAAAUUUUGUAUUUGCGAAGUGUCAGGAAAGUGGACAACAGAGAUGAGAAGCAUUAAUGAAAGUCUCUUAUAGUAGCUAUGACAGGAUAGCACUCCAAAUUGCUAUAUCGUGUUCUUGUGUUAAGAUACUGUAUCUUCACUGCUAGGGUCGGGAACCUUGGGUCCAGAGGCCAAAUGGGCCUUUCUCUCUGGCCUUGGAACUCUCCUCAGGCAACACCUACUCACCAACUCUGCUUCCCACCCUUGUUGAGUGCUCUUCUCUGGUUGGAAUGUGUCCUAGAACUGCAAUAACAACUCUUUCUUAUCUGGAUGGAAAAUAGAGGUGGAUGUGUGUAGAAAUUAGCCUACUGUCACUAAAUGUUUCUUCCCUUGUUCCAGCCACUUUUUCCUUUGGUCCCACCCACCACUUGCAUAUGGGGGCUUGGAAACAGCUUCCCCACUUUUGCUUUACUUGGAGGUCUUGGAAGUGUUGGUCCAGCUGUAGUAUUGUUCAACUGGCAAAGGGAACAGAGACAGAGUUGGGAGGGCUGAAGCUGAUUUUCAGUUUUGGAGCCUUAGAUUGUGUGCCUAGAUAGCUCAGUUGGCUAGAGCAUGGUGCUGAUGACACCAAGGUUUCAAGUUCAAUCUCCAUAUACGACAGCUGCAUUACAGAAGGUUGGAAUAGAUGAUCCCCAGGGUUCUUUCCAACUCUAUAAUUCUAUGAUACUAGUGAAAUACUUUUCAUUGUGUGCUCCCCUCGUAAGUAUACAGUGUAUGUGUGUGACAUUAAUGUUUGCACUCUCUUGUGAGUUGUAUUUUUAAAACCAUAAUUCUAAAUAGUGAUGCUCAGGGUUCAACAAUGUUGCUCACCCCAGGGGCUGAGUAUGCUCAAAGCUUUCUCUGAAACUUGGAGCCGCAGAGGUGAUAGAAUAAAGCCUGUUGCCUCCCCAACCUCAAAUUUCCACUGAAGCUUGUGAUUUGUUUUGGUCCUACACUUGCCUAGUGUGUUCUAUGUCCCCUGGAGUGAGGACUCCUAGCUCAGAGUCUGCAUUAGGUAGAAUGUGAGUUUUCAUGCUGUGUUUCAGAGGUGUGUCAUGAGGUAAGGGGUUAAGGUAGUGUGGUCAUAGCAACAACUAAUUAUUGGUUCAAGCAUCUAGAGAACAAGCUGUCUUCAGGUCAGUUCUAGUAGCUUGAUGUAUUGGAGUGUUCUCAGCAAGCCUUAGGAGACAACUUUUUUGUUGGACCGUUCUUCCUGGCUUGUAGUGUUAUUCCAUGCAUACUGAUGGUGCCUAAUACAUAUUUCUAUCACAUUGUAGUGUAGUUUGGGUUGAUACUCCCAAGUAUUAUUGUUAUUAUGGAGAGUACAGAUGCUGCAACAGAAUCUCAGAUGCAACAGCUGUUCAGAAUCUCUCCAGCUGUUAUCCAUGCAGCACAAUAUUGCCUUGCAAUUUUACAUGCUUAUUAUUUAUUUAUUUAUUUAUUUAUUGAAUUUAGUUAUUGGAUAUAGUUUUGUUGCAAUCUGUGAGAGUUCACUUGAUAAUAAGGAGUUAACAUAUAAAGAAUCAAUGCCCAUUUCCCCCAAAAUCAAUGCCCAUUUCCCCCAAAAAGCAGCUCACUUUCAUCACCUGGCUGACUAUGGACUUUGUGUGCACAGCGUCUCAAUUUAGGUUUCAAUCCACAUAAUAAGUUCAGGAGGAAAUUGUUGUUGAUUAAUCAUACAGCCAAAUGUAUAUGGUUUUGUAUGCUAAAAAAGGAAAUUAGGAACUUUGGAUACACUGUUAAUUCAAAAGUGCAUUCCAGUAUAGAUCUGUUUCUCUGAUGCUGAUGAAUUUGGCUUUCAAAAUAUGUUUCAGAAUAACACAAUAGGAGAUUUAUUAUAUGAUCAUUUAAGGUUUUUUGAGGGAGAGCCACAGGUUCAACAUCUCCCUUAGAAGGCCUUUUCAAUUUAGAUUCUAUUACUUUGGGGUGGUUUUUUUAAAAAGCCCUGAAUUUUUGUGUUAGCUUUGUUUCUGGGUUUGUUUGUUUUUUAAUCAUUAUAAAAAUAAAUGAGAUUAUGAGAAUGCAAACUAUUUUUGAUAGCCUAACGUUUAAUCUGUUGCACAGAUAAUAUAUAUUAAUAUCAAAGCUGUUAUAAAUAAAACAAAAAUCCAGCAAGCAUCUCUCUUGGAAGUUAAAUCUAGAUAUACUACUGUGCUGGGGAUGCCUACAUGUAAACAUUUAAUUAAACAACAGUAAGAGAAAGAAGAAAUCAAAUAAGUUUGAAAAUAAAUCUUUAACCCUAGUCCAAAUAAACCGGAUUUUGACCCAAAGUACAAGCACUCUUUCAAUUAUAUGCAAUCCAGCAGAGUGUAGAUAUUCUUUUAGUUUUACUUGUUCAUAUCUGUCUAAUAUAAUUCAGUAUGUGGUAUAAUAUGUUGCUUCUUCUUCUUUUUAAAAUGCAGUCUCUUUCCUUCUUGUAGCUAGGGAAAAAAAUCUAGGUCAAAGAGAUGCUGUCUUAUUAAUAACUUAGGGCUCCGUUCAACAGAAAUUAUCUUCAGUGGCUUCCUAGCUUCUCUGUUCCAUAUCCAUUGUUCUGAGACCCUUGCUUCUGACCUUUUCCUCAUCUACAGCCUUCUAAGUUUCAUACAGCCAAAGGUUGUGUGACUGUGUGUGCUUAUGAUUGAUUUCUUUGGAUUUUUUUCAGCUUUUGUUUCUGCAUUUACAUUGCUGUUCCUCCAACAGAAAUACUUGCUAGCAUGACUCAGUGGCUAAACAUAUUUUACUCAGAAGCAAGUCCUUUUGAUUUAAGUGAGAAUAAGGUCUACUUCACGUGCACAUUACUAUAUGUUGGCACUGUGACUAUUCCACUGUGGGGUGCCACGGGGUACCAUUCUGUCUCUGAAGCGGUUUAACAGUGCUUAGGGGAUUUGGCGUACUGUAUCAUCAAGAUGCAAGUGACACACAGCUCUGUCACAACUGAAUAAUGUGCAGAUGUGCAAGUUCUGAGCCCAGUGCCUGGAUACAUUGGUGGUCUGCAUGAGGACCACAAGCUGAAGCUGAAUGCUGACAAAGCUGAGACCCUGGCUGUGAGUGGUGGUGCCCAGUUCUGGGAGUUAGUCUCCCUGUUUUGGACUGAGGUGGCUCUCCCAAUUAGGGAGCAGGUGUGUGCCCUGGGGGAACUCACCUUUAACACUGGAGCCCCAAGUGCCUGGCUAGGAACAUUUUUUACAGCUUCAUUUGGUGUGCUAUCUACUUUUGUAUCUGGACAAGGAUAGGUUGGCAACAGUGAUCCAUGCACAGGUAACCUCAUGAUUAGAUGAUUGCAAUGUGCUCUCUGUGGCGCUGCCCUUGACAUUGGUCUAGAAUUAUAUAGUUGGAAGGGAACCUGAGGCUCAUCUUGUCCAAUGCCCCGCAAUGCAGGAAUCCUGCCCACAAUCAUCCCUGGGUGGGCUUGAACCAUUAACCUUGUUAACAGCCAUAUGCACCAACCCUUUACGCCACGAGGCUUCUGCAGCUGUGCAAAAUGCAGUGGUAAUGCUGCUAGCUGGAGCAACCUACUAUGGUCAUGUAACACCAUUGCUGAAAGAGCAGCAAUGGCUGUCAGUUUGCUACCAGGCCAAGUUUAAGGUUUUGUUGUCUUACAAAGCCUUAAGCAGUUUGGAACCUGAAGGAAUGUGUUCACCCAUAUAGACUGGCUAUCAAGAUAUUAGGAUAUGGCCUGUUCAGUUGUUCACAACAUGCAGAAGAGCAUUUGGCAGGAAUCAGGGUGAGGGCUCUCCCCCCCCCUCUUGUGGCACCUGGUCCAUGGAAAUAAGAUGGACACCAAUUCUGUUGAGUUUUUGGCACCUCCUGAAAACACGACAAAAUUGCUGUCCAUCUUAUUUCCAUGGACCAGGUGCCACAAGAGGGGGGGAAAGCCCUCACCCUGAUUCCUGCCAAAUGCUCUUCUGCAUGUUGUGAACAACCGAAUGGGCCAUAUCCUUUUAUGGAUCACUGGUGCAAGGCAUUGACUGGUAAUGAUGAAUUUAGUGUGUUUGUUUAUUGUGAUUUUACUUUGUUUUCCUGUAUUGUUUUGUUAAGUUGUAUUUUACUGUUGUAAACUACUUUGGGAUUUGUAUGAAGGCUGCUAUAAAAUAUAUAUUAAAUAAUUGCUCUCAUGUUCUCACUCUAUAUAUGUCCUUACAGCUGUAGCUUUCCAAAUUAGCUGCUAGUUCAGAAUGGGAGGCAUGUGUUUGAAGGGUACUAUAUUUCCCAGUAAUAAUGCCUAGGGUUGGAACCCUGAACUUCUUGUUGGGAAGUAUACUUUAUCUAUUGUUUUUGGUCAGCAUUUAGGAAGGCUGUCCCAGGAGAAGUUUUCUGCAAUGAUGAGGGUUAAUAUGUUGAGAUUAUUUCUGGAUGAGGGGAAGGUUUUAGAGAAAACUCAUGAAAGCCCAUCACUACAUCUUAGAUGGAGGGAAAUCCUUAUGCAUUUAACUAAUAUUUUGUAAGAGGCUGGGGGGCAUUUGCAGAAAUUGGCUACACAAAAGAAGUUGCAUCUUUUUGUGAUGUAAAUGCAUGGGUUUGCAUAAGCCUGAGAUGUGAAAGGAAGAAGUUAAUCUAGAGGAAUUACUCCCAGCACAACUACUUCCAAGGUGAACCAAAAUCUUACUAGGUAGCUCACCUGCAGCAUCAAUUUUUGGUACCCAGACAGUAAUAGAAGGUUCUCCACAGGAGGGUCAUCAUCAUAGGGGAAGGCCUGUUUUCCAGGUCUAAGAAGGCUGUCUUCUGUGAUUGUAUCUGGGGCAAGAGGUGCCUUUCACUCACAACCCAAUAUGGCUUCUUGCUUCUACAAGUAGAUGACCAUAUAAGGAGUUAAAUGCAAAACUCGUAUAUCAACAUUUAUUAGAUUGUUUAGAUUAUGUACAAUAAGUUAAAUGAAAACAGCUUUAAAAUGUAACAAUGAAAAAAAAUUGUACUGAAAGUCAAACCAGCACUAAAUAAUAAAACAAUGUCAAACACAAUUCAUUUUAUACACCAGAAACCUAAAAUUAUAUUGAAAUGUAAAAAAGGCCCACCCACAUCAAACAGCAUAGACAAUACUAAAUUAAGAAAUGAUACUGGUAUUUGGCCCACUGUGUGAACUACUGCAGUUAAUUUGGCCCCAAAAUUCAUCCCCCUUUGAAAUAAGGCCUACUUGUAUUAAUGUCUUUUUCUGGUUUUGAUUUGUAGCAUUGCCUUGUUGAGUUGCAAACUCUGUCAUAGUGACUAGUUGGACUGCAGGCUUUAAUAUGAUGUUCUUUUAAGUUGCUAAAUAAAUAAUAAUCCAGUUUGGAGGUGCUAAGUACAAAGAAUUGGUGCACUGUUAUAACAUUCAAUAUUUUGUUUACUAGAACAGCUGAGCCCACACCUUGUUAAUAAAUCAUUUCCAAAAAUAAAACAUUUGUUGCAUUUUAUGCUAGUCAGACUUAAAAGAGGUGUGUGAAUUUUGAGGGAAAGCAGGUUAAUAAGCAGAGGCAGGACAUGCACUUUCUAAAUCGUGUUUGCAUGUUAAAACAACUAAGGGUGUAAUCUAACAGGGAGGGAAGAAACAGGUGGAUGAACGGCCUAAUCCAGGAGUCAGCAAACGUUUUCAGCAGGGGGCCAAUCCACUGUCCCCUCAGACCUUGUGGGGGGGCCGGAUUAUGUUCUUUUUGGGGGGGGGAUGAACAAAUUCCUAUGCCCCAUAAAUAACCCAGAGAUGCAUUUUUUUAAAAAAGGACACAUUCUACUCAUGUAAAAACACGCUGAUUCCCGGACCGUCCGUGGGCUGGAUUUAGAAGGCGAUUGAGCCGGAUCCUGGGCCUUAGUUUGCCUACCCAUGGCCUAAUCCAAUGCCCUGUUGGGCUUAUGCCAUCAGAGGAAAGUGUGGGUGGAGUAGUGUGUCAGGGGAAUGGGAGGAUUCUCCCAGAAUGACCAUGGAGAACCACCUGAUGUAUCCUCUUUGUUGGAGAAGAACCUAUAAUGGACUUUCCCAGAUCCUUACAGAAGGGACUUGCAACAUUGUAUAUUUCUCUGCAAUGGUGGACUUUUCUCUCUGCCACUAGAGAGGGAGAUUUGACACAUCCAGUGGCCCCUGGGAUGGGGGCCCUCUCCCCCAGUACUGUAGGGUUGUUAACUUUCAAGGUUAACACAUUUAUUACGUCAUACGCUUUCGUGGACUCUGGUCCAGGAAAGUAAGUGUCCAUAAGACUCACCUAGUUUUUAGAGGGGGAAAACAAGAAAAAAAAUAUUCUGAAUCAAAUGUUGUACUAAACUAUUUAAUAAACUACCGGUAUAUCAGAAUAAUAUUUUAACCAUGUAAGGUGAACAGCAGUCAACAGUGGCAUUAACAAAUGAAGAGAGACUUUAAGGUUUGAGUACUCUUCUAGUCUUCUGUGAACCCCAAGAACUCAUCAGUGCUAUAGUCAGAAUUUAUGAAGCUCAGUUGCUCACAAUCACUGACAUCACUUUCUUCGCUAUCUUCAUACAAGAUACCAUCUUCGUUUCCAUCCAAAGCAUUGCUAAUGCCACAUUUUUUCAAUGACUGUACAACAGUUUCCUCCUUCACCGAGUGUUUUCACCCAUUCACAAACUUGAGUGAUAGUGGACCUCUUCAUUUGUCCAGUAGGUGUGAGAUCAUGAUUAUCAGCAGCCAUCCAUUUGUUCCACUCUUCUCACAUAAAGACCUUAAAUGGCUUUUUGAUGGAAACGUUGAGAGGUUGCAACCGGCUGGUAAGACCUCCAGGAAUUAUAGCUAGAUGAGUCUUCACUUCUUUAAAGCACUUUUUUGUAGUUUCGCUAAUAUGUGCUCUAAACUGGUCAAGUACUAAUAAGGCAGGUUUUUUCAAAAGCCCUCCAGGACGUUUGGACCACACUUUUUCAACCCAUACUCUCAUUCCAUUUUCGUCCAUCCAUCCUUUCUCAUGAACAUGUACAACAACUCCUCUUGGAAUCACUUCUUUUGAAAAUGUUUUCCUUUUGAAAAUUAACAUGGGUGGCAAUUUGGUGCUGUCUGCACAGCAAGACAACACAACCGUGUAACGGGUUUUCUCAUGUCUGGAGGUUUUCACAACGAUAGUUUUGGCACCUUUCAGAUCAACAGUCCUAUUAGAUGGCACAUCAAAGGUUAGCGGGACUUCAUCCAUAUUCCCAAUCUGGCCAAUUUCAAACUCAUUUCUCUUCCUAGCAUCACUUACAAAUUUAUGAAAAGACAGAAUCUUAGAUUCAUAUUCUUCUGGCAUUUUUUGUGCAAUUCUAGUUUUGGUGUGCAUAGCAAGGCCACAUGGCCUCAUAAAUCUGUAGCACCACAAUGGUGAUCCAGUAAAAUCGUGAAUGCCUUUCUCUACAGCAAUGCUUUUGGCUUCAUAUAUUAUCAUUUUUGUAGAGACUGAGAAGCCAUUAUUCCAGUGAUUUGUGAUCCAUUAUUUCAUGGCCACGUCCAACUGUGGCCACUUUGCAGCAUUUCCAUGAAAAGUGUGCUUUUAUCUGCUUUUUGCAGCUGAUCCUCCUGUUUCCUCCACUCUCUUACCAUUUUUUCAGUUGGAGGUGGCCCAAAAUGUCUCUCCGCUGCUCUAUUUCCAUGCUCCUUAGCAUAUUUUACAACCUCUAGUUUAAAAGGAAUCUUAUAUGCUAGUCUUGUAUGUAGAAUCCCUCCACCCAUGCAAGCAUCAUCCCAAGGGAGUUGCACGAGCGCGCCCACCCAUCCCAAUGGGGUGGCUGAACACGGGGGCGGAGGGAUUACAUGGCUCCUGCUAUGCUUGCUUUACACCCGUGUAAGUGGCUCCUUUCCUGCUCUGCUGCUUUAAAGCAAGCCAUGGAGGAGGGAUGGACAGGAACCAUGGCUCCAGUCCGUCCUUCCUCUGCGCAGCAUUCACUUCAUAAGACACACAGAUAUUUCCCCUUACUUUUUAGGAGAAAAAAAGUGCAUCUUAUGGAGUGAAAAAUACGGUAACUUCAUAGCACAAUCACUAAGAUGGAUGGCACUGUAUUUCACAACAAGCCCCUUCCCUUGAAUUAUGUAGCUUUUUAAAUUUUAUUUUAUUUGUUAGUGGUAAUAGUGCAGACAUGGUGCAUCUGUAUGACCUGAAUAUAAUCUGACCUAGUCACCCAAAUUCUGUCUCUUCCUGUAUGUUGGAUUGACUUUUCCCCCCAGCUCCCCUGCUUGCACCUGUAAAUUCCUACCUUAGUGCAGGAAGUAUUUCUAAAUAGUUAUGUUUCUGCUUCCAUCCGCUUUCAAGUGUGUUCUAUCCCUUUUCUGCAUUAAUCGGUGAAUUUUGAAAACCAAGUGGGAUUAAAAUUUCCAUUUAAAUAUGUUUUUAAAUAGGCAUUUCUAAAUGCAUUUUCUAUCAAAAUAAGGAUUUUAGAAUAUGUAGUUUGAUUCUGCACCCCCCCCCCCGAAAAUCACUAUGUCACAGUGUGAAUUCCAGGUGAUGGCUGCAUUCCAACCUGUGCAUUAAUCUAGGAGAUGCAGAAUAAUUCAGUUUGUACUGGAAACUGCGAAAAACUCCACAUUCCCCCAGUAGCCUCAUCUAUCGCUAAUAAACUAGUGUUUGCCAGUGUGACAGGUCCCUGGCAUUGGUAUCAAAUGCCAUUUUCUUUCCGUUUGUUUGUUUGUUUGUUUGUUUGUUUAAAAAAACACCUUUGCUUGUUGCCUACAUAACAUAUUUAGAUGUAUCUGAAAUAACAGAAUUCUUUUCCAUGAACAUCAUUUUUGCUUGCAUGAGUGUCCUUUAAAUUAUGCAUUUCCCUGGGCAUAAGCUGAAUAUCUUGAACGUCCUUAAAGUCACUAGCAUAUCAGAGGCAUUAUCAUAAAACAAAAAAUAAAUACAUUUUCUGUCAUUCUGUUUAUUCUAGCUUCUGAUUUCAUCACAUCUUACGCAUAAAGGAUGGAAAGCACUGGGCUCAAAAGGGAAAAUUAGGGCACCAGGAAACCUAAAAUCUAACUUACUCAUGAAUAUUGCAUUGUGUGUCCUUCUCUAACCCACACAAAAAGAACUAAUAUCUCUGCCUUUUAUCCAAUUGCAUAUUUUUUGCAGUGCUGUAGAACAUAGAUGUGGGCAGGGAGGAAAAUGAAGAAACCCUUUUGUUUAAAAUAUCAUUUUAAUUAGCAGCUAGUUGCAGCAAGCCUUUAAAAAGUUGAGAAAACUGUCUCCUUGCCUAGGACUGUGUUCUAUUUAAAACAUUUUUGGAUGACUUCAUAGAUGUUGAAACUUUGGUUUCUACCCCCUCCCUCAUUUGGCAUACUGUUUGAAUUCUCAUAUUGCAUACAUUUCUUUCCAGAGUUCUCAGUUGUAUUUCUGUGUGUUUGUAUGGUCAUACAUUGCUGUCUUAAUUCAGUUCUAUUUUGUUACAUUUGAGGAUUUUCGUGGAGUUUUGCACUAUGUCUUGCCAUGGUCUCAGAUAUCCAUGGGAAGUCUACAGAGUGUCUUGGAUAUCCUUGCUUUUCCAAGCAAUUCUUCCAGUGUUCUGCCCUCCCUCUGAAAGAGCAGUUGCACAAACUGAUGCACAUUUAUAGUGGCAGGCGAGAUGUAUUUAUCUUAGCUGGUUUGGGAUGGGGAUUUGCAUUUGAAUGUUCAUCCCCACUGCAAUCCUUCGUCCAUUUUACUCUGUACCAAAGGGUUUUAUUCGGUUAACGUUUACUCAGGGUAGACCCAUUGAGAUUAAGGUCUAUGACUUAUUUAGGCCUAGUAAUUUCAAUGGGUCUACUCUGAGUAAAGGUUAGUUGAAUACCACCCAAGACUUUGCACAUCCAACAGCCAACUCUUCCCUCUCAGACAAAAAAAUAAAUUGGAUAGAACUGGUCAUAAAUUUCAGUCACCAUCAGAACAACAAAUAUUUGCAUUGGAAAUACAACAUUACCAGUUACUUACCAUGAUAGUCCAUUUAUGGCUAGGGAAGGAGAAAUUAAAGGCUUUGGUGUUAGACGCCUCUCUAAAGACGUGCAAAAUGUUAUUAAAUAGUUAAUAAUAAUAUUUUCAUUAAAAGUAAUCAGAGUGGUGAGUUUCACUGGAGCCUAGGUCUAUAAGGGAACUUGUGUUCUUUAUUUUCACAGCUUCUGCUAUGAAUACCCCCCCCCUUUCCUUUGCUUAUGAUGGAACUCUUUCAUGUGUACUGGUUAAUAGUGUGCACCACAUGAGCACUGUCUGUGUUCACACAUCGCCCCUCUACUUUCUCAAUUCUUCUCUUUGCCACAUUUGUAUAGUAGCACCAAACAGCUUCCUUGGAGUUUCUGUGGAAGAAUGAUGGGAAAACUUUCUCCAUCUGCUGUUUCAGAACUUCUCGUAUAAAAUCUGUUUCCUAUUAAGUGAAACUGUAGAAGACACAAGCUUUCCAAGAGGGCUGGAUGUCAAAUGCACUCUCAUAAGUAAGAAGUACAAAAAUACUAAACAUAGAAUAAUGGCUACAAGGUGACUAAACAUGUGAUGUGCACUUCUUUUGUAUACAUGUCAUUUCCUUCUGUUCUAAUAUUUCAAGGUUGUCAGAAGGCUACUGAAAGGUGAUAGUGGUGAGCUGAAAUGCCAAAGCAAUUGGGCUGAUAUUCUUGUGUGCUGAUAUAACAACUUGUAGCUGAUUAGUUUCAGCAUAACAUGGAUAGGGAUGUGCUUUCAUUCAGUAAUACAGUAUGGAAUGGUGGAUCGACAUAUUUAUUUGGCUAUAUGGUUGUCCAUCCAUAGUAUAUUGCUUUAAAUGGGAUGUGCAUUGGAAUGUGCAUUCCCCCAUUCAUGUUCUGCAAUUUGUCACUCUUAACUAAGUGAAACUAGAGCUUUCUCAGGGCAAAAGCCUUGCUACACCAUGCUGCCAUGCAGUGAAACUGAGCCUCAGCAACAUGAACACAUUCCUUCCUCUUCAAAUGAGCCCUAAAAUGGUGUUGAAGCAGCAGUAACUGAGGACUACAACUUGCAGCAAAAAAAAACUUUUCCAAGAGGGUUGUUGUUUUUCUUUCUGCAUCUCUUGAAAGCCCACUUUGUCCCUUGGAAAUGCUUGAGUGAACAUUUUGACACAGAAUUUCCUUUCAGUAGAAAGCUACAGAAAGGUGAACUCAAAAAGCUAGGUGCCCAUCAGGAUUUCUGUUGCAUUAGGGGAAUAAUAGUGCUGAAUAAUGAAGGCAGAGGGCAAGGUACCAAUAAUUAAAUCCCACUGUACUGCAGCCCAUUUUCAUUUUGGGGUUUGUCACAACUUCUUGGCUUCCAGAAUGAGGAUAUGGCAGUCAGCACGGAGAGACCAUGGUGUUGUGGUUUCCACUUUGGAGGGGGGGAAAAGGAUUGGGCAUCGGAUAUUCUAGGAGAUGCUUGUUCUAACUCUGAGUAUAUAUUUUGCUUGCUUUAGUGAGCAUCUAUUCAAUCCUGCUCAUAUAUGUCGACACGAAAAAUAUUGCAGGCACACAGAUUCAUGGAAACUAUGAGAUGUUGAAUGACAAAGGACUUUCUAUUGUGCAACAGAACUUCACCACUUCCCCCAUGUGUACUCCUGAAAUAUGCUCUGGGUUUCCCCUGACUCCCCAGAGCAGAUUUGAGGAGAGUGCAGGGCAUGCAUACAGAGAGGAGAAGGGAAGUUGCACUACACAAGCAAAAAUCAUUGUGCUGGCAGAAACAAUUGGAUAUUGUCCAGCGUCUGCACCAUACAUAAACAUAGAUUUCUCAUUAGUGUAAGGUUGGAUCAUGUUCAGACAUUUAUUUGAAAGUGUGUAGGGAGAGGGGAGCAAGAUUGUGUGUGCUGACUUCAUACCUGCCCUACAUGUAUUCAGUGUGAUAUCAGAAAGAUAUUUGUAUUGCACGCCUAUGCAAACUCUCUGCACUUAGGCUCUGUCUUUGCAAUCAGAUCUCAUAAAUAAGUAGCAGUUGAAUAUUAAGUGGUAAAGAAACACAGUGGUACCUUGGUUGUCGAACGUAAUCCGUUCUGGAAGACAGUUCAACUUCCAAAACAUUCAACACCCAAGGCACAGAGGGGGGUUGGCAAAGUCAGUGGAGAAAAAAGAAGAAAACGCAGCAGAAGCCGUUUGAUUUCUGAGGAACAUUUGAAAAUGGAAGCAAUUACUUCUGGGUUUUUGGCGUUUAGGUUCUAAAAUGUUCGGCUUCCGAGAUGCUCGAAAACUGAGGUACAGUGGUACCUCGGGUUAAGAAUUUAAUUCGUUUUGGAGGUCCGUUCUUAACCUGAAACUGUUCUUAACCUGAGGUACCACUUUAGCUAAUGGGGCCUCCCGCUGCUGUCGCGCCGCCAGAGCAUGAUUUCUGUUCUCAUCCCGAAGCAAAGUUCUUAACCCGAGGUACUAUUUCUGGGUUAGCAGAGUCUGUAACCUGAAGCGUCUGUAACCCGAGGUACCACUGUACUUGAAAUAAACUGUACGAGUAAUGACUCUUGUGUUGGUGUACAUUAAAAGUUUAUAUAUAAGAUGUCAUAAGGUGUUUUAAUUUUAAAAUAUUUCAUAUGCAAAUAGGCUUAUUGCAAGAUGCAUGUUUUGGUUAAAUGAUUAUUUUUUAGCUGAAUCCUUGCCUAUGUAUGAUUAUUUCAAUUUUAUUUGUCCUUUCUGUUAAAGUGAUACACAUUUUUGUUAAUGCUGUGGGGCCUUUUAAAGUUUGACAUAGCUUAGGGGCUCCUCAGGCCUUAGCCUGACCCUCGUUGUAGUCCAUCAAUGUUUAGGGGCCCACAGGUUCCCCAGCGCUGUGCUGAAGAGGUCUAUUAAGGCACAUGUUAUGGACAAACUAUAAACAGAUGUUAUACAUAAUUCAUUUUAUGUAGUAUGGGUGGCUUGAGUCGCUGUGGAACAUGUUGCAUAGUUUGUCUUCUGCAUUUUUCAUUUCCGAAUCUUAUCAUUGAUUUUAUGCAGGUGGCUUGAUGUGGGAGUGGCCAAAGUGUUUGUUUGGUGUCUUAAUGCCACUGUGGAAGUUGUUUGAUUCUAUUUAUUUCCUUAAACAGAAAUGCACUUCUCAGAUUAUAUGGGGUGCAAUAACUUUUAAAGGUUUCCUGUUGCGACCUCAUUUGGGCUUCAGUUAUUCCUGUAAAGUGUGUGUGUGUGUGUGUGUGUGUGUGUGUGUGUGUGUGUUUUAAAAAAUAGUGACUCAGCCUGCCUGUCUCCUUGAAUUGAGAGUAUUCUUUUUACAGACUGAUUCUCUUUGUCAUAAUGUCCACUGGCAAAGAUCUUCUGUUUCCAAUUAGAUGCAAGGCCAGGAUCUCCCACACCUUUUCUGUUUUGUCAAAUCACUUCUCUUGUUCCAAGAAUAGAACUAUCUUUCCUAGUUCAGUUGCAGAGCAGAAGGUGCUCUUUUGGAAGAGACUGUCAUGCUUCAACUGAAUAGUCACAGAAUCCUGUAGCUGUCUAGUCAGUUAAAAUUGGCAUAAUUCUUUCUCUUUCAUUAGUAUGUUAAUUUUCUUUAUAGUGUUAAAGUGCUAUAUCAGUAGCUUCUGUAUGUUCCUGUUAAGUAUCAAAAUUGGCAUUGCUUAUCAUCUUUAAGACUGAGCAAUGGAUUAAAACAUCCUUUCGUAGAUUUGAAUACAUGUAGUGGCUCUUCAGGGAAUGUUAGUCAACCCAGCUUCAUAAAUUUGUCCCAAACUAACCUUGGCUUGUUUUGAGAACAUAGUACUGUAUACUUUCACAGGCACUGGAAUGUAAUCAACAAGAGUAAAGAGAGGUCAGGCGAUGUCAGAUGAGCAAAUUGUAUCUAAUAUAAACAGAACUGAUAUCCUAAAAUGACAAGAUUAGGGCAAUAGGCUCAACAGUUGUGGAUUAUUGAAUUUCCAGACUGAAACAUGGGGCAGAUUAGCAUACUCAGAAUAAAUCGGAGUUUUUGUGUUAGAAGCUAAAAAGAAGAGACUGUUACAUUUAAUAGGCAUGUAAAGAGGAUCUUGCAGAGUUCUGUGGUAUCAAUUUGAUUUACCUCUGGCAGGACUCAAGGUGGCAUACAGAUAUUAAAUAAGAACUGCUAAAAUUCAACUUAAAAGUAUGGAUUUGCACAUUCUUGCUGAAAAAUAUGUAUGUUUGUAUGUGUGGAAGAUCUCACCCUGAUAAUCCCAGGUAGAAAAGGUCCAUGUAUAUUCUGAGCCCAGGAUUGCAGUUUACCUGGCAUGGCCAAACAGGCUUUAGUCUGCCCUGUGCUGCAUAAAUUCCCAGGAUAGUGACACACAUGGUAUGUUUGGGGAGUGUUCGUUUGUGGUAGUAUGUGGCUUACCCACACUUUAUUUUGGGGAGCAGUGAGCCUAAUCUGCAACCCAAAGGGACACAACGUGCCCUGGAUGUGACAGAUCUGGCAGUUCUCACAUCAUUGUACAUAGUGCAGUACAUUUUGUCAUUUUGUUUGCUGAAAUUCUAAAAUACCAGUAUUGUAUUGAGAAUAACGCUAACCAUCUUCAGCUUUAGACAGAGUUCAAAGUGGUUUGCAAACCACAGUUAACACUAACUCUUAUGAGUUUAAACAUAUUUUCUGCAAAUAACUUUUUAAAUCGCGUAUGUGUGUUUCAUAUAGGGAUGGCACCUGGAAGGGACAGAACAGCACCCAUGUGUUUAUUUCACCCAGGGUCUUAACAGGAGAUCAGAAAAUGUUACAUCUGCCUUGGGCCUCAUAAGGAAGAUCUCACUUUUUAGGUGUAGUAGUAGUAGUAGUAGUAGUAGUAGUUGUUGUUGUUGUUGUUGUUGUGUUAUUGCUGAAGCAUGCACUACAUUAUCAUUUGUCUUCAGUUUGAAAUGCCAGGUCUUCAGAGGUUACCAUAUAUGGGAGUAAGAGGACAAGUGAAUUACUCUGCUUACUUUCACUUGUACGUUUAUAUUGUAGCUUUCCUCCAAGGAGCUCAGGGUGGCAUAUAUAGUUAUUCCCCCUCCUGAUUUAAUCCCCACAACUAUGUUGAGAGUAGAUUAGGUUAAGAAACCGUGACUGGUCCAAGGUGACCCAGUAAACUUUGUGGUUGAGUGGGGAUUUGAACCCUUCUCUCCCAGGUUCUAGUCCAGCACUCUAACCACCAUGGCACAUUGACUCUUGAAAUUACUUCACAAGGAGAGUUCAAAUUCUUCACUAUAAACAACUCCAUAUUCUGAGAAUGACUUUGUUUAAAAUGGGCAUUUUAAAAGCUGUUUUUGGGCUACGUCCCAAUCAUCCCUGACCACUAGUCCUGCUGGCUAGGGAUGAUGGAAGUUGUUGUCUAAAAACAGCUGGAGACCCAAAUUUGAGAAACUCUGAUUUAUGCCCUCUCUACUGACAACGGUCAUCAACCUGAGUGGCCAAAGUAGUUUUGGUUCCAUAUCCGGGCCUCAAAUCAGAUUGAAAUGGGUUUAGAUAAUCCACUUCUUCCAAGCAUGUUUGCAGGUGGGCUGUGAGUACUAAAGUAAGGUGUAUGCUCUCUUUCAAGUGUGCAGAGAAGUUUCUAAUGCCAUUUAUCUUUAUGUAAGUGGUGAGACGCUGUUGCUUAUUCUGUUGUAGCUGAACAGAAUAUGGCCUGUAAGCACUUAUCAUUGUGAAUGUGACUUGGUUUUCUGACAGUCUGUAGAGGUGCAAUCCUUAGGGCUAGAGCUGUUUAUUUAAAAGAGAGCUUAGUUUUGACUGCAAAUAUUACCAAACCACAAUUUUGAAAAAAAGCUAUUCUAGCUUGAAAUUGCUGUGGUUCAUGUAUCUUAGUAACUUCCCUCACGCAGCAGCUGCAUUCUGCAUUUUGUGGUAAAGGCACAUAUCCAUCAAUAGCUCCUUUCUCUUGGCACAAGGCUGUAGGAAGUUGUCAAUAGCUUAUUCAGCACUUGUUCCCUUGCUUGUGAAAAGAGAUUCUGUAACACUUAAGUAGUUCUCGAGACAAACAACUUGAUUGCAUUUUUAGCUAAAUAUUAUGUGCUUGUAUACAAGACUGUUGUUAAUGUAUCUGCUUUACACUUCCAUUUAAUCAGUUGGACUUAAAGGGAUAUAAUACUGGGUAGGUUGUUCUUCCUAUUGAAUAGGUAUCAUUCUUCUGGAUUUUUAUUUAUUUAUUUAUUUUGCAUUGUAGUCCCGUCCAUCCCCCCUUCUUUUGAAAAUGAUGACCCAGUUACCCUGAUAAACUAGGUCUUUGUGUCUGAUAUUUGUAUGAUAUUAUAAAAAUGAAUCAAUAUAUGUUUAUUCAGCCCACUUAAAAAACAACCCUAUUCACAGUGAGUUGUGAAUUUUUAGAAACUAAAUUAAAUAAUCAGCAUCAUUGUUCUUAGUCUUCCACUCAGAGGUAAUAUUUACUAUUGAAAAUCAGUCCAAAGAAUUUCCUAACACCUCAAGUUGUACUCAUUAAUUUGUAGGGCGUUUAACAUAUAUUUUCUUGUCAGUGCAAGUUGUUUUGACAGCUACUUUGACAAGUGCUUGGAUAAAUGUUAUGGCUUUACAAAAACGUGGCUUCCGAGACUGUGGACCCACCAACCUGACUAUCUUCUGCUGUUACUUGCUCUAGGCGCUGCAAAAAAAAUAUCCUGAAAGUGCUUGUAGAGGAGUUUGGCCUUGGAGAGCUACUAACACCCCUGCUCCCCAAAAAAAUUCAAAUCUGAAACAACACCUUACAUCAAGAAACUACCUGUGGUCCAGACGAGCAUAACAAAAAUUCUGAAAACACACUAGCUGGUGAGAUGCUUUUUAUACAUUUAUUCUGACAAAAUGAUUGAUAGAGUGCAGCAUUCAGUUCUUCCCCUGGUAUGGAAUUUCUGUGUACCAUCUCUUUGCUUGCUUCAGCUAUCUUAAUUUUUCAUCCUAAUAUGGUAUGGGUUUAUUUACCUUGGAAGGACUUUCAAAAUAUGUGGAGAAUCUUGGCUGAUUAAACUGCAUUCAGCUCAUAGGACCAGUUAAAGGUGAAGGCUGCAAGGAACAGGACUGGUUUUGUGCAAUUACUUUUCUGCUCCUCCUCCCAGACUUUAGUACUUAUAUGGGGGGAGCAGAGUUCAUCAUUCCCUUGAAGUAGUGGUUUUCACGUUGGGGUUUCCUGAAGCUUACUAAUUUUCCCCAAGAACAGAAAGGUACUGCAAAAGUUGAUUCUCGUUGCCUUAAAGUUUAUUACAACCAAAGGCUUCAAGCUGGCUUUAUAGUUCUCUGAAAUACAGUGGUACCUCUGGUUACAAACUUAAUUCAUUCCAGAGGUCUGUUCUUAACCUGAAACCGUUCUUAACCUGAGGUACCACUUUAGCUAAUGGGGUCUCCCACUGCCACUAUGCCACCAGCGCUAUUUCAGUUCUCAUCCUUAGGUAAAGUUCUUAACCUGAGGUACUACUUCCAGGUUAGCGGAGUCUGUAACCCGAAGUGUUUGUAACCCAAGGUGUUUGUAACCCGAGGUACCACUGUAGGGAAAUAGGCAGUAAAAGCAACUGCUCCAUGCAUUUGUGUAUCGUUUCUGCUUUGUCUUGAGGAAGAGGAAAACAUGAAUGGGAACCUGUCUACCUGUGUGCUUUCAUGGCUUCUAAUGCUCAACUCAUCCUUCAUCGUGGAGUCAUUCACUCUGGUGGAACCUAACUGGGAGCUCUUGGUGGUAGAAGAGUUUCAAACAGCUGUUCAGUUCAUUCAGCUACGUAUUGGUCCACUGACUGACUUGGUCUACCAACAACAUACAGAGAGGAAGCACUUGUAUCAAAGCCAAUUUUGUAACAUUUUGGCUUGCAGCCUGACACAUUUAUUUGACUGGCACUAGGAACAAUUGGAGUGACCCACAGUAACACAGUUCAUCAAAGUUAAAUGCAGGCUAUUUUAAAAGGCUGUUGCCAACUUAGCACUUAGAAAAUGAAUAAUUGAAUAAAUAAGUUUCACUCUUCUGAAUGGAGCUCUUUCAAAAGAAGCGUCAUCAAUUAAAAAUAUCCUUUGAAUAGCGAAAGGCAGCUUUGUGCUUAGCUGUUCUUAAAACUGUGGGGUGUUUAUCAUUCAGGCAGUAGGUAAUCAGAACUAGAUUUCUUAUACUGAGAAAUGCAAGUAAUAUUAGACACUUCUCUUGAUCAAAAGAAUAAGCAGCAGCUUUGGAAGUGUGCUGAAGCCCUUCAUCAUCUUUCCCCCGUGUUCUUUAGUUUUUACCCUGCCAGCCGUCUUUAGAAGUUUGCAUUGAGAUUUUGUUGGUUUCUGCUAAACACUCUUGAACAAGGCACAAGAAAAGGUGUGAACCAUCAGCAGAUUGGUGGAGCUAUUUUAAUAACUGCAUCACUGGAAGGGCAUAGCAGAAACAAUGUCCACAAUACAUGAUUACACUAAGUAAAUUUCCUCUGGCACCAGGAAGCUGGAGUAAUGUUACCUUGGAUUCUCUUUUUAAUUGUACUGAUAUCUAAAUAGAGCCUAAAAUAAAAUAAGAAUGGAAUGAUUUUGUCAAACUUGGUAGAAAAUGGAAAGUACGUUUUCCUUAUGAAAAAUUAAAAUUAUUUAAUAUCCAACACAAUUUGCAUCUCAACUCAGAAAUUUAUUCCAUUGAUUUCAGUGAACUAAACUCUUUAGUCAAUGUACUUAAGAUGGUGCUUUAGGCUGCUAUGAGAGUAGAAAAUUUAAUGGCAGCUCAAUGUGAGACAGAGCCUUUUCUGUAGCAGCACCCAUGUUGUGGAAUUCCCUGCUAGGAAGUGGUGAGACAAGCCAUGUCCAUGAUUGUAUUUAGGGAGGCAGUGAAUAUAUACUUAUUCUCUUUGGUUUUUAAUACAUGGUUGAAGAUUUAGCUUUAUUUUUUGUUGAUUAAGUAGCAAAAAUUAAAACUAAAUCUCAGUGCUAGUCAACACAUUUCGGAAGUUAGGUUUUGUUUUUCUAGCUAUAUUGGUUUGCAGGGCUGAAAAACAAUAUAAAUAUGUGUGUGUGUGUGUGUGUGUGUGUGUGUAUGGGGAAUAGUAGGAGAUACAGGAUGGAACACUUGUCUUGGACACCCUUCUUCUUUGCAGUACAUUGGUGUGUUGCUUCUCCUUCCCCUAAAAUGUGGGUGGAAUGAAGGUACUAAUAGGAAAUAUUUGAAAUACUACCAUUGCAAUAUGUUCAAGGAAAAUGGAAGGUUCUCUUUAAAGUUGUCAAGGUGAUGUUUGUCCUACUUUAUUUCUCCUCACUGAAGCAAGUUUAACUGUUGCAGAUUGUAUGAAUAAUUGAACAAGGAUACCUCACUCAUUACCCAAAGUAAUAUUCUGCUCACUUGCUGCUCAGAGCUGUGCUUCACUCUUUAUUAUGGCACAGAGCUUCUUAGAUGUUUGUGAUGUUUCAUUCCCCAGUGUGAGUGCUGGCUUUUGCUUCAAUUCCCUCCAUGAUUUAAAUAAAACCUAACAUUAGAAAUCAACAUUAGUAUUGAAACAAACAUCUGCCUGCCCCCCUUUCCUCCCUCCUCCAAAAAAAAAAAAAAAAAUCACAGACCUAGAAGAGAUGUUUCCUCACAAGUCUGGAUUUGCUGUCUUUACGGAUAUUAAACAUGAGGGGUUUGCCACAUAGUAUUUUGUAAGGGGAGACUCCAAAAGAAAUGAAAACAGAGCUCUGUGUAUCUGUUUUGCUGUUUCUAGCGGAAGACAUUUAAUUUGCCUUCUAAAGCCAACCUCGAAAAUGAUGCAAUUCAGCUGAAGUAGAUUUAUGGUGCCUUUUCCUCUGGAAAUCAAUACAGCUUGGAGGGGCUGUCAUGGGAACUGGCUGACUGAGAUGCAGCUGUGUUCAAAUAUAAACUUCUGUACCGCAAACCCAAAGUAAUGACUCUUGGUUUUUGUUUUUUAGUCAGCACUUUAGCUCUGAGACAUUAUGGGGUAAGCUUUAAUUGACUGCUUUGUUUCCAUUAGGAAGUUAUUGAAACUUUGCUAUAGCAAAUUCAGCAAGUUGAUGUGAUGUUCUAAAAGCCAUUGCUAUUCUUACUUGCCCUUGUGUAUUUUGUGGUUUGUAAGGACCUGGAAAUGUGUUGUGGGGCAAGGCAGCAUUUGUAUACUGCAAGAGAUGGAACCACUUCUCUCUCUAGUUUUAUAAGCUUUGUAGUUGCUUGGCCUGUAAACAAGGGCUCAGAUAAAGCAAUUUCUUCUUACUGAUUGUAGGGAUCAGCCUUCUUCAUACUGAGUACAUCAGCGACAUGUUUGCUGAUGUCAUCAGCAAGUUCUAUUUUAUGCUGCUGGAAACUGGAUUUUUCAAAUCAUAUUUGUCGCAAUACCUCGAUCUUUCAAUUUUUAAAAUAUAAUUGAUAGUACCAUUGCCUUCAGAAGCUCAGGGUGAUGGUGAUGAUUUGGGAGAGGGAAUUCUCUCCCCUGAGUUGCACUUGGCACCUUCAUCAUAUGCUGAAGAAAUACCUUUUUACUCUGACCUCUGACACUUGGAAUGAGUCCUUUUAGGGCUUGUCCUAUUUUUCUGACCAUAAUUUGUUUGAAACUAUUUUUCUUUUGUUUUAAAUUGAUGUGACCCACCCUGGGACCUUAGGGUAAAGAGCAUAUAAUAAAUCAAAUAUAUUGUUAUGGUUGCUAUUAUUAACAGCAACAAUGGUGAUGUUUACACCACAGAUAAGAUACAAAUUCCAUCUAGACUUAAAGGGAUACCCAGCAGCAACCACCUUCUCUCCUCAUUUGACAGAUGCUCCAAAGCCAGUCAUAGAAAGAGCCAUCCAAGAAAUGUCGUCUUAAGACAGGUUUAGUCAGCUAUUGUUGGACUACAACUCCCAUCAGCUCCAGCCAGUAUGGGUUUGCUGGUAUUUGGAGUUCAGCAACAUCUGGAGAGCACCAUGUUAGCUAUCCCUGAGAAAACUGAAGAGCUGGAACAGAAUUUGUACAGGCCUGGGAAAGCAUCCAUGACAUAAGAGAGUGCAUCAGCUUUAGUAUACCAAAAAGUACAAUAAUAACCUGAAGCAAAUCUUCUUUUGAAAACAGUGUUUCUCAGAACUUGGCAAGCCUGCUUUUUCCCUAUUUGAAUGGAAUAUAGAAGUAUACCAUGUCAUGGACUGCUGUUAAAAUCAAUAUUCUGUUUUGAUUUAAAACUUGUAAAAUGUUGGGUUGUAGCCGAAGGUUCUGUUCCUCUCAAAAGAAGGAGUUGUCCUCCCAUGGAAGAAUGGGCUCUUUGGAUCCAGCCCAUUAAAAGCUGGAUUUGGGUACAUAAUAAACAGGGAAUUGGCCACAUCAAGUCAUAAUAUUGUAUUUGGAACAACAAGCUGGAUAUAAUUGCUUCAGAAUCAGAUCUCAUAAUUUAAAAGCUUAAAAUCUGAUUUAAACAUAUGGUAUUAAAGGAGAAAAAAAACUUUAUAAAAAUGAAAUCUGAAUUCAGUACCAACCACCAUCUACAUUUAGGGUGUGGUAUUCUGUUGCUUUCUCACUCUUCUUAUAAAGAAAAACAACAAUGCAGUUUUAAAGUAGAGAAAUGCCCAGCAGUUUGCUGGUUUUGGGGAGGAAACAGCAUCAUGGGCAAUUUUAUGUAAUGCUGAAAGAUUUGCAGAAUUUUUUCUGAUGUGAAAAUAACAAGCUUAGUAUUUGUGACCUAGAUUACUAUUUCUUUGUUGCAGUUAUGAGCGAAUGUACUUAUGAGUGGGGUGUUUUUUGUUUGUUUGUUUGUUUGUUUUGUUUUUAAAGCAGCUCAUUGGCAAAUGUAGCCACAGGCUGCAAAGGGUUCAGUCAAGAAAUCAAUGCUCUUUUUCCAUCUGACUGCCUUGAAGACUAUGUAAAUUAAAUGUACUUAACCAUAAAACCUGUCUACAUUGCUAGAGGUACAGUUGGCAGUUACAAACUACCACCAACUCCAUUUUGGGAAAUGGAUCGAUUUAUAUAUUUGAAAACAGUCAUAGCUAGGAUUCCUUGGAAUUUCUCAUAGUGACUUUCUAAUAAAUAUGUAACUUGAACUAAUAAGGUUUUAUUCCUUAUGAAAUAAAUCAGAGGGCCAAUUAUCUUCCCAUUUUGCAUCUUUGUUAGGCUGGCAUUCUAAAGUAUGAGAGCAAAUACCUUAACAUGCAUAUGACCAUAUUUAUCAUAAAUUUAAAUAGCAAGAAAAAUGCUCCAGGUUUCAGCUACUUAGAUUUCCAGAUGAUUGAGGACUUGACUGAAAGGCACAUAAGGGCUGCUUUCCAGAAUUGUAUGGAGUGCAUUUCAGUAAUGAUGGUGAUGUUAUUAUUAUGUGCAUGAGUUUGAAAAGAACUAAAUAGGUUGCAUUGUUUAAAUGGGCUAAUUAGAUUUAAGGGAAAUAGGAUGAACUGAGAUGUUUACUGCUUAUAAUAAAAUACUUAAACCAGUACAUUUUGUUUGCUCAGUCCCAGUUUGUAUUCAGGUAGCUCCAGAUUGCUAGCCUGCUGCAUGUUCCUCCAAAUAGUUUCAGACAAUUCACAUAUCUAAAGGUACCAUGCUGUGACUGUACUGAUUUGCAAGAAUGGAUGGAGCAUAUUUUAAACUAUUGCAGGUAGCAGGAUAUGACUAUCCUCCAUAUUGCCCAGGAACUUGUAUGAUAGUCUGGAGCAAUUGCCACUGUGCGGUGAAAUUCAGCAUGCAUAUGAGCGUAACAUUGCCCCAAAAGUCUUUCAUAGUCCAACACACUUUCAAAAAGGGAAACUUGUUAAACAUGAAGAAAAAAGGUAAAAUGAAGUAGAAUUAAGGGUUUGGGUAUGGAGAGAUUAACUCAGUCGGUGGACUGCAGCUGAGAAAUAAAUCUGACACAUGCCUAUUACUGGUAGCCACAGCUACUAUGGCAGGGGAGGCUGGUUUUGUUCCAUUGGCAUAAUCCCAGAGAGACCCAAAGGGAACCCUUGUCUGUGUAGCUCUACCAGGUUGUGUUUCUUUGUAGUGUGUGGCAAAAGAGACAAAGCAUGCAACUCUUUUCCUUUUAUAGACAAAAGAUCCUACCAAGUGAAUUCCAUGGCCUUCUAACAAGUAUAUUCUAACAGUAUAUAUGAGUGUCUUAUGAGAAAGGAAGGAGAUUAUUUGAAAAUGGCAUUCUGUUCCCUUACGUUCACUACAGGCUUAUGGGAGUGCUGCUCUUGCUUCUACUUCCUGGAAGCUUUCACCCCUCUAUUUAUUGUGAUGUAGGUGUGUCAGAACCAAGAGCUCAUUCUGCACUAGGAAUACUCAUCCUAGCUUGACUUCCUAUGGCAAAGCAAUCCAAAGAUUUGCCUGAGGUAGAAAUUGCAAAAGUUGCUGAAGAGAGCACUAACAAGAUUCCAAAAUGCCCUUGUGGCAUAUGUUUAGAUAUCUUAGAAAGGGGUGCAGGAUGCUAUUUAACAUAAGGGAUAAAAUUCAGAAGUAGUACUCCUCUCUUAAUGCAAAGUAGCAUUCUGAAAUCCAGAAGAGCUUAAUGGUUACUGUUCUAGUUGUGCAACACCGAUAUUCUAAAUAAAGCAGGGGAGGCUGGUUCCUUGGGUAACUGGGGUACAGUACUUACUGAGGAUGACCAACCUCUGUCAUUUUCAGUCAAUCUGCAGUCUUCCAAGCAAUUGUGGGUGGCCCUGCAUGUCAUUGUCUCUGGCUCCACCUGCUCCUCUCCUCCCUGCCUUCCACCCUAGCAGUCCCAAUGAACAGCCACCAGCACAGCACAUAAUAUAACUUCAGCAGUUAAUCCCACUUGUUUAUUUUUUGUUUGCAAGCAAGCCCUUAAUAUCUCGUCCACGUUUCUUAUGCAGCUUCCUGCUUGCCUGAGAGAUAGAAGGGGACUGCAAAUGCUCUUCUCAGUUUUUUUUAGGAAGUGAAACUCUCUUAGACUGCAAUCCUAUGGAUGUUUAGUUGGGAGUCAGCUUUGCUGAACUUAUUGGCUCUUACCUCUGAGUAAAUCUUUGUAGGAACAGUCUGGGAAUCUUAAAUUCUGGAAGAGUAAUUGUAUUAAUCUGUGCUAGAAAAAGCAACAAAAGCUUGCAGCACCUUAGUUUUAAGAUAUUACAAGCCAUUUUUUAGUCUAGAAAAAUACAAUAAGAGUUUUCAUUAAUUUAUAGAAUGGGGAAUAAAUUUAUGAAUGGAAACUAGAUAUGUUGGCUGUGUUUUCAUUACUGGCAUUUUCUCAAGGCAAUCAAGAUGCACAUUUUUGCUCUCCUUUCAUUUUAAACUUGUUAAAGUUUUCUGCAAAAUGUGAACGUGGGCAGUGAGACAUUCCAUCUUUUUACAUUCCAAUUAAAUUCCUAGGCAUGCUCAGUUUGGGAGAUUUGUUUAUUGAAAUUGAAUGUUUGAGCAGCAUGUCAGCCUUGCAUGUUAAAUUUUCUUCUUCUUCACCAGUUCAGUAAAAUAAUUUGCAGAUAUGUCAAUAACACUUUUUAUCAACUAAUUUGGAUUAAUGUUGGAAAAGCUUUAAUUAUGUUGGUUAUUGCACAGGAAUUGCAAGCUUAAUUUUGCUACCAUGGUAUGUCUGAUGCAACAGAAAGAUAAAAGUCAUAAUCCAAUACAGAAGGAAAGUACCUCAUAACUUGCAUUAUUAAUAAUAAGAAAUCAGGAAAAAAAAUAUGCAGUACAGUCCCACAGAUGUCUUUUGACAAGUAUACUCAUUUGAGUUCAGUGGAAUUUACUCCCACAGUAAGUGUCCAUAGGUGUUAAACUUGACAUGAAUUUCAGGUUGACAUGAAUUUAGCACACAUAACAUCUGGAUGUUAAAUUCAUGGCUACUUAUUAAAUAAAUCUGGGCCAUUAUGCUAAAACUUCAGAGUGGGAUAAAGGGUCUUUCCUCAAUUCAUAUAAUGUGCAAAGACGGAUGUACAUGUUGAUGGCAAGAUACUAGAGUGUGACAAAUAGUGGCUUGUCAGUGAAUGACCUGUAAUUUAACUUCACUCAAUUUAUUGCCAUAUUCAAGAAAUUCAGUAAUGUUUUUGUGUAAAAACAAAAGUCCACAAAGGCCUGUUUUCACCCUAAUAAUUACUGGUGGUUUCCACUGAUUAUGUAUACAAAAAGAUUUGUUGGGAAGGGCUUGAUCAUGUUUCAUUUACAGAAGGAAGGACAAGCCUAAAUAGCAUAGAUUUUGUGAAUCUCCAGAUGAAGCAUCUUCAUAAUAUGAGAAUCAUUAGAGAAUGUGGGUGUCAAAUAAAAUACAGUUAUGGACCUAACAAGUUCAAUCUGGUUUUUGUUCUUUUUUUAAGUGUGCUUAAGUACUACUGGAGUAAAUUGGGACAGAUACGGUUGAUGUCUAUGUUUCAUUCAGUGAGUUUAAGCACAUGCAUUUUUAGCAAAGUUUAAAAAUACUUCGCAACAUAUAAUAUAUAGCUGCAUAAACAGUUUAAAGUUUUUAUUCCUGGGUUGAAUUAGUGUAUUCAUUAUUCAGAUGGUAAUUUUUACUACCGACCAGAUUGGGUCAAGAGAAGGAAAGAAAAUGAGAACUGGGAGGCUAGCUUCAAGCCCUGCCUCUAGCACUGAUUUGUUUUGCUGGCUUUCCCUUAAUUGUAGGUUGUUGAAAUAAGCAUUAUUACUUUGCCCUGUUUUAGCUAUUUGACCACCCUAAAUCAGGAUUCCAUAAAUUUUAUCUUGGCUAGUCAUUAUUUGUGCUUGCCAUCAUAGCCACUGCCCACUUUACUCUAUAGGUUGCUUGGCGUAUGCAAUUACUGUAGAGGAUGGGGCAGAUAAUUCAUGUCAUUUCACAUUGUUGUAAUGGGGUGUGACUUGUCUUGUCAUGCUCCCCAAAUCAAGUAACCUAAACCCCAGCCACAUACCUGCCUUCCAGGCUAACUACCCCACUCCUUUCUCACUACAUGACACCACCUGAAUGGAAGCGGGAACAAGCCUGGUGUGGAGGAACAGGAGGAGCAGUGGCCUAGAUCCACUGCCAACUUUCCUAGUUCUCCUGACUGCUGAGACUUGAUAUUGUUGCACAUCUUACACUUGUUCCUCUCAAUAUGCCAUCAAGAAAAUGAUUAGUGGGCAUCCUCUGCCGAUCCUAAUAUCCUGUACGUACCUGCUGCACACAAAAGAAGGUUCUUUGCAUACAAAAAACUUGGAAGAGGACAGAGCUGGUCUGUUGUGCCCAACACAUAAUGCUUCUUUCUUCCAGAGGUCCCUGCCAAGUGCAGAUAAUGCAUGGAAAGGAAUCUUUGUACUGGGCAGGGAUGCUCACUGAUAGAGAAGAACAUUUGCUUCUGGGGAACUAGUGAGGGUAUGUAGACCCCUGAAUUGUUUUUGGAAACACAGAUAUAGAGUCACAAUUCAGCAAAAUACUCAAGCAUAUUCUUUACAAGUUUCAGCAGCUCCACUAUAACUUUGCUUUGAGAAGCUAUGUGCCAAACGUUUAUAUGCAUCCUCAUUACACUAGCACAAUAAACCAGAAUUGGAAUUACUCAUCCUUCUCUACUGCCAGUCUGUGAUAUGUCAAGGAAAAUGAUCGUAUUUCAUGCAAAUGCAACAAUUUUGCAUAUAAAAAGUGAAACACUAUAUUGUAGCAUAACCUAUGAAGGAAACUGGCUUUGAAAUUGAUGAAUGCUGCUUCGUGGUUUCAGAUCUCAUGAGGGAGUAUUGAAAUAAGCUGAAUGUGUGAAUUUGAUUUUUUGCAAUUAAAGAAAUAGCACAUGUACACACACACUCAUACACAUACAAUUAGACAUUCCUAGAAUACCUGCCUUGGGGGGGGGGUGUUUUAUUUUCUUGAUCAUGUGCCGUUUUUCAUAGUACUGUGCUAGCAAACUGCUAUAAUUAGAUUAACAGCCUGCUAAACAGCAGUGACAGUAUCCAAGUCUCAGAGAGCAUGUGCUAGAUUCUGCAUGCGCCUUUCUCCGAUUGGCUGCUGGCGUUUGCUGCUUGCCAAUUUGAUAGGUUUCCACAGUAAUCUUUAUGCUGCAUUAGAGACAUAGAUACAGAGGUACAGUGUUCAUGCAACGGUGGAGGAAGUCUGCCUCUUCUGUGUAGAAUAAAAGAAAAGCCUACAGACGAUAGAGGCAUUGCUCUUUGUUAUAAACCCAUCAGCAUUUAACAACUGCUGGCUGCAAGCAGAGGUCAGUGAAGGAGUUUCAGUUAAUGGUAAUUACUUUCAGGUCUUUAUCUCCCCCCCAUAAAACACAUCCAUGCAUGAAAUGAAUACAGUUAAUCAUGUCAUCUGUUUAAUUUGAUCUUGCUUUCAUUAAUAUUGUGUGUACUCCAGCGAGAUGGUCAUCACAUUAUAAAACACAUCAUUAUACUAAGAAUUUAGCAGAGAAGUAUAAUGUGUACUGCAUGAAGAAAUAGCUCUCAUAUGAAAUCUGGAGCGUGGCAUGUACCUUUUUUGUUAUUCUAAGAGCAGUGUUGGUGGUUAUUUGAAGGGGGGUGGCUGAACAUUUGAAUUAGAGCAUAUAUGAUUUUGCCUUUCAUGGAGACGGAGAUAUUUCUAAGCAACGAGCAGAUAACAGGGAAUAAUGUCAGGAUGUAUGCUUUAAUGUGAUCGGUGCAAUAACUGCCUGCCGAUUUAUGCAUAGGGAAAGGAAUUCGGAUUAAUAUGCUCCAUUGUCUGUCUGUCACCUUACGUUGUUUGGGUGAAUUCUUUGUUUGAUCCUUUGAAUUUUUAAAGCAGCCUUUCAAAAACAGCCACUAUAGUGCAGUGAAUCCAUCUCUGCACACUCAUUGUUCCCAAAGGCCAAACAGUGAGAUCAAGCGUGUGUGUGUGUGUGUGUGUGUGUUUAGGGACCUUGCCCUGAAUGUAGUGAAAGAGGUAUAUAUUGCUGCAGUGAUAUAUCUGACAAGCUUGGGUGGGUUUUUUGGUUUUUGUUUUUUUGGUGGGGCGGGGGGGGGGGGCUGUUCAGGAAAAAAACAUUUCCGAAAUUUGAUUCAUCUUGUAUUGUCCUGUUUUUUCAUUUGGGAUUUGUGUGGUGACCGAUCCAAACUUAUUCAAAACUAUGCUGAUUGCGAGGGUUUAUUAAAAGAGCAGCCAAAGAGAGCUCUUUCUCCAUGUAGUCUCAGAGUGCGCUGUGACUUACUGUGUUCAAAUCCCAUUCAAAUGCAUGGGACCUUGCACAUGAUGACGAUGGUUUCAGUGGGUUUCUGCAGGAGAGGUUCUUUGAGGAUGUUCCCUUGGUUUGUUUUGACUGCUGAUAGCCCAUAAAUGUGCAUUAGGUCACCAGUUGUCCAGCUGGCACUUCGCCACCAUGCGUCUGGGUAACAGGAGAUUUGCCUCAAGUGAGCACAAGCUAUGGACUUUCACUACUUUGCUUUCACUUCUUAUCUCUCCCACUAAUCUCUGGCUCCCUCCCUCCCCCCCUCUCAGUGAAGUUUUGCACUGCAUUGCAAAGCAAAACUAGGUGAGUCAUAGCUGUCGGUCUUUUGCCCAUAAAAGCAGGGUUUUUUUGUCAUUUGUUGUCAGCUUUGUGCAUUUUACAUUUGAACACAGAGAGGAUGGAAAGAAACACAAGAAAGUAGUCGUUCAUCAAAUAUUUUACUGAGUUUAACCUUCAGCCUAGAUUGCUUUAAUAUGGUGCAUAAUGUUGAUAGUUUGUUUUGUUCUAUUUGUAGAACAAGAGUUAAACUAGUGGUUAUGACUGACACCCCAAAUUUGGUUCAUCACACUUUUGAAUCUGAGCCCAGCUAUGAACUGGUUGGUGGCUUUUGGCAACCCUCUCAACCUCAACCUUCCUCUCCCAGCUUUAAAAUAUUAAUAAUACUCAUCAUAUUACAGGAUUAAAUUGAUAAUAUAUGCAAAGAACUUUGAACAUGAAUGUGGGGGUGGAACUGUAGAUUUUUUUUUUAUUUAAUUUACUUGUUUAUUGCCUUAAAGAAACUUCAGUACCAGUGUUUUCUGAACUCUGUAUUCCCAGAAAUUAUAGAAUAGCCCUUUUGCAUAGCAACAGUUAAGUCUAGGACAAUAAUGAAUAGAGAGAGUGGGUGCACACAUACAACCUGUGUGUUACUGUCUGCUAGCCCCUCUCUGUGCUAUAUUGCCAAUUAUAAUUGUCCUGUGUUUUCUUUUUCAAAAGAGACCUACUGCCUCCUGUAAUUAUCUAUGUGGGUGGAAAAUAAAAUGUUGCAGUCUUUUUAUGGCAUGGCACGAUGCUGCCAGUGCCUUGCAGAUGUUGACAGCAGCUCAUGUGACAGUUCUAGACAGUUUUAAUUCAAAAUGAGAAGUACCUGUCUUUUCUGUGCCAGCAACUACCGGUAUAUAGGACAAGCUCCAGUUUUCUGAAAACAUGGAUGUAACUCCUUAAUUUGUGGCAGGUUUUAUAUACAUCUCUUAAUAACCAUUUCAUGCAUGUGGUAUCUUCCAUACUGAAAGCUGUUUCUGACACAGUAACCCUGUCAGCCUUUCCCAACCUGGUGCCCUCCAGAAGAUAUUAUUGGACUACACUUCCCAUCGGUUUCAGACAGUAUGGGAAAUGGUCAUAAAAUGAUGGGCGGUGUAAUCCAACAAUAUCUGGAAGACAUCAGGUUGGAGAAAACUGAUCUAGUCCCUUAUCAGUACUGUGCUAGCAAGAUGACAUGAAAGCUUGGUGGUUUCUAACAAUGUUAAAGAAUGGAAUGAAGAAGGUGUUCCUACAAUACACCCUCAUUUUGUUGUGAUAAUAGAAUUGUAGUGUUUGAAGGUACCCUGAGGGUCGUCUAGUCCAACCCCUGCUAUGCAUUGUUCUCAACUAAAUCUUACAGGACAGAUGGCCAUCCAACCUGUGCUUAAAAACCUACAAGGAGAGUCCACCACCCUCCUGGAGAAUCCAUUCCAUUGUCGAACAGCUCUUACUUGUCAGAAAGUUCUUCCUGGUGUUUAUCUGACAAAUACAUGCUUCUGAGUUUUUCUGACCAUCUUCCAAACAUUUGUGCCUGAUUUGUUUCCUAACAGCUUCCCUUCCCCAUAAUUUAUUUAUUUUUAAUGCAAGUGAGGAAAAGCAAUGUCAAAGGCAGUCUAGUAAUGCAUAUGGUAUCUGUCCUGCUUUUCAUGUUAAGAGACCUUGUAAACAUAAGAACGAAUGUGAUAUUGCAUCACAUUAAGAUAUUGCUGAGAAAUAAGAUGGUUUAUGUUUUGUUUUGCAAAGGUGUAUUGGACUCCUAACUCCCAUCAGCCACAGCCAUAGAGCCAAUGGUCAGAGACAGUGGGAGCUAUAAUCUAACAGCAUCCAGAGGGUACCAGGUUGGAGAAUGCUAUAAAAUUUCCUGGGAGAGGGCUAAGAGAAAGAGGGAUACCAGAUUUGUUUGUUUUUUCUUAUCAUGCUGGGUCACCUUCCAUUUUUUCCAAGAAGCUCCCUGUGUGUGACAGUAGUACUUUUCCAAGGGUGGAAACAGUUGUUGAGAAGAGCACUACUGCCACCAGUUUGCAUUCAUUGUAGAUCCCACGGGAUGCUUUCUUCCAGUGGAUUGUGCCAACAAUCUGCCCUCAGAUGUUUGGGACCACUCUUAAGAGACUGCAUGUUUCUAUCUUAACCAGGUUCUUCGGAAACUUCUUUGUGAGAUAACCGAUGAAUAGUUAAAUACCAAACAAAAGAAUACCAGUAAACACCAGUAUGCAUUAGAACAAACAGUUUCAUGAUGAAUGUAGCAGUAUGGUUUUAUAAAAGGAAGAACUCUGGAUUCUGGCCAACCAACACUACCACAAAAAUAAACAACCACAUAACAUAUUAGGAGAAUGUCAGAUAUAGCUGUGUUCAUAGAUUACGUGGACUCUUGGUCCUAGACUCUCUGCUUUAUCACAGUAUUUUAAAAGUUCAGAAAUCAUGGUCACUCUGUGCAUGAGGAUGUUACACACAGUGAAUUAUGUACUGGGGGCUUUUUCUAUAUCCAGCAGUCAGAUAACAUUUCCACCCCCACUCAUGUUCCUCAGUCAUUUGUAUCAAUGUACAAAUAGAACUUCAAUUGCCAGCAAUCUAUAUGGGAUGGCCGCCUUUCCUGGAAUGAAAAAAAGGAACUAUGGUUAUUACAAAUGGAGGACCUCCUGUUGGGCCCAGUAAUAAGAGCCAUUAGGCUGACAAGCAUCAGAGACAGGGCCUUUUCAGUAGUGGCCCCACAUUUUUGGGGAAUCCCUCCCCAAGGGCGUCACUGUUGCUAUUGUCCUGGAGACACCUGGUUUGGUUGUCUUAGGGGAUUUUAACAUCCACGCCGACCUUACAAGGGGCUGCUCGGGACUUUGUGGGAAGCAUAAAGCAUGGCCUCCAUGGGGCUGUCCCUGAAUAAGUCUGGCCCAACUCAUAGCCGCGGACAUGCCUUAGACCUGGUGUUCACCUCUAUGGAUGUUGGUGAUUUGACACUAAGUAAAAGCAAAACUAAAGAAGUGCCAUGGUCAGAUCACUUCCUGGUGCAACUGGACUUCUCCGCAACCCUUCCCCUCUGCAGGGAGGUGGGACCGAUUCGGAUGGUCCGCCCCCACCACUUAAUGGAUCCAAAUGGUUUCCAGAGAGUGGUAGGGGAUGUUUUAUCCCAUGUUGAUGACCUUUCAGCUGAUUCCCGGGUGUCCCACUGGAAUGUGGAGUUAACCAGGGCUACUGACUGUUUGGCUCUGAAAUGCCCUCUCUGAUUGCAUGGAGCCCAGACAGCCCCGUGGUUUUCCUUGGAUCUGAGGGCAAUGAAACAAUCGCUGAGAUGGCUAGAGUGCCGGUGGCGGAUAACUCAUUCUGCAUCUGACUGGACAAGGGUUAGAGCUCAGUGUCGAGCCUACCAAGUGGCGAUAGCAACGGUGAAGAAGACCUUCUUCACCUGUAUUGCAUCUGUGGAAAACAGCAGCAGGAGACUCUUUCAGGUGGUUCACAAUUUAGCGGAACAACCUGCUGCAUCGGGGCCCAGUACAGGCCACAUGAUCUCCUGCAAUGAUUUUGCAAAGUUUUUUGCAGAUAAAGUCGCUCAGAUUCAGGAAGAGGUGGACUCCACCAUGGGAGCAGGGCUGGAGCGGGAGAGUGCUAGAGUCCUGUCUAGUCAAGUUGCGUGGGAUUAAUUCCAAUCUGUUACCUUUGAGGAUGUGGACAGGCUGCUUGGACGAGUGAAACCAACCACCUGUCUCCUUGAUUCUUGCCCAUCCUGGCUUAUAAAAGCUAGCCGGGAAGGGCUUGGCGAUGGGCUUCACGGGGUGGUGAAUGCUUCUCUUUGUGAGGGAGCCUUCCCAGACCCACUGAAAGAGGCGGUUAUCAAACCGCUUCUUAAAAAACCAUCUUUAGAUGCGGCCAGUAUGGCCAACUAUCACCCAGUCUUAAAUCUUCCAUUCUGGGGCAAGGUGAUUGAGCGAGUGGUUGCUGAACAAUUCCAGGCACGCCUGGAAGAAGCAGACCAUUUGGAUCCCUUCCAGUCGGGAUUCAGGCCUCAUCAUGAGACUGAAACUGCCUUGGUCACACUGAUUGAUGAUCUCCAGCGGGCUAGGGACAAAGGUGAGAGCUGUUUCCUAGUUCUGCAGGAUCUCUCAGCGGCGUUUGAUACCAUCGACCAUAACAUCCUUCUGGACGGUCUAGAGGGACUGGGGGCACUGUUAUACAGUGGUUCCGCUCCUUCCUCCUGGGCCGUGUUCAGAAAGGGGGGGAUGAGUGUUCAGACCCCUGGGCUCUCACCUGUGGAGUGCCUCAGGGUUCUGUCCUCUCCCCCAUGCUUUUCAACAUCUACAUGCAGCCACUGGAAGAGAUCAUCAGGGGGUUUGGGCUGGGUGUCCAUCAAUAUGCGGAUGAUAGCCAGCUCUACCUCUCUUUCAAAUCAGAACCAGUGAAGGUCCUGUGUGAGUGUCUGGAGGCAGUUAGAGGAUGGAUGGAGGCUAACAGAUAGAGGUUGAAUCCUGACAAGACAGAAGUACUGUUUUGGGGGGACAGGAGGUGGGUGUGGAGGACUUCCCGGUCCUGAAUGGGGUAACUGUGCCCCUGAAGGACCAGGUGUGCAGCCUGGGAGUCAUUUUGGACUCACAGCUGUCCAUGGAGGCGCAGGUCAAUUCUGUGUCCAGGGCAGCUGUUUACCAGCUCCAUCUGGUACACAGGCUGAGACCCUAUCUGCCCAUAUACUGCCUCGCCAGAGUGGUGCAUGCUCUGGUUAUCUCUUGCUUGGACUACUGCAAUGCGCUCUAUGUGGGGCUACCUUUGAAGGUGACCCGAAAACUACAACUAAUGCGGCAGCUAGACUGGUGCCUGGGAGUGGCCGCCAAGACCACAUAACACCGGUCUUGAAAGACCUACAUUGGCUCCCAGUACGUUUCUGAGCAGAAUUCAAAGUGUUGGUGCUGACCUUUAAAGCCCUAAACGGCCUAAGUCCAGUAUAUCUGAAGGAGCGUCUCCACCCCUAUCGUUCUACCCAGACACUGAGGUCCAGCGCUGAGGGCCUUCUGGCAGUUCCCUCACUGUGAGAAGCCAAGUUACAGGGAACCAGGCAGAGGGCCUUCUCGGUAGUGGCACCCACCCUGUGGAAUGCCCUCCCACCAGUUGCCAAAGAGAACAAGAACUACCAGACUUUUAGAAGACAUCUGAAGGCAGUCCUGUUUAGGGAAGCUUUCAAUGUUUGAUGCAUUACUGUAUUUUUAUAUUUUGUUAGAACCCGCCCAGAGUGGCUGGGGAAGCCCAGCCAGAUGGGCAGGGUAUAAAUAAUAUAUUAUUAUUAUUAUUAUUAUUAUUAUUAUUAUUAUUUUAUUUAUUUAUUUAUUUAUUUAUUUAUUUAUUUAUUUAUUUAAGUUUGGAAUAUAUAUUUUUUAUUUCCAGGCUGUUUAACUAAUUUUGGAAAUUUUAAUUGCUGCUGGCUUUUAAUUUUAACAUUGUACUUCUUGUAGCUUGGUGUAAAAUAUAUGUUUACAUAUGUUAAAAUGUUUUGGCAAGCCACCUUGGGAGGGCAGUGUGUAUGCUUUAAAUAAGUAAAUACAGCAAGGUGAAACAAUAUUUUGACCAAGAGUUAUAAAUAAGUAUUUUUUUUUCUUUUACCUGGUUAAACAUCAGUUUUCCCAGCUGAUAGAAAUGCACUUCAACUUUAUAAUACACUCUCAUAAAAAAUUCAUAACUCCUACUUUGUCAGAGAAAUCUGAUUUUCCUUGGAUACAUAAAUAUUGCCUUUGACAAGAGAAUGUCCUCCUGACAGGCAGUGAAAAUGUGCUGUAAAACUUUAAUAUUUCAAGGCAGGCAAUCAAACCAGUUGCAAAGAGGCUACAGUAAAAACUUCCACACAUGGCUAGUUUCACUCAAGAAAAAGUUGGAUUUUUAAGGGAAUGCAUGAUAUGAAAUAAUUUGCUCACACUUUGUUUUAGCAGACAAAACAUUCACCCAUAGCUAAAACUGCUUGAUUUCUGCUCUGUUUCACCAAUUGACAAGCCACCUAUUAAGCUAUUAAUCCAGUAGAUAUGAGAAAAUGCGGCAUUCAACUCUUAUUUUCCAACUAUCUUGGUCUGCCUGUUACAGCUCCGUUAAUUUUUGUAGUUGAAAUGGUGCUUGUAUCAUUAUCUCUCAAUAUGAAAAUAUGAUACACUAGCCAACAGUAUUAUUAUCUCAUAAAAGUGCAGGGACAUGUUAUCUUUCAAAGACAUUAAUUUGCAUUUAAAAUGGUUCUGAUAUAUUGUCAUUCUCACUGAAAGCAAAGUUGUUUACACUGUGUCCGCUUGCCAUAAACCCAAGUUCUCUGACAUCAAGGAAUCAAGGAUAUGUCCAUGGUUGGGGUUCUCUCCCCCGCUUCUUUUGGGGAGUGGGGUGGGCUAGUGACAUCUCCAGUGUCUUAACUACCAGCAUCUCUUUUCAAUGUCACCACCUCCUCAGUCCCCUUUCUCUGUGCAUACACACUACUUCAAGCAAUGGAAAAGGGAUGAAAUGACAAUAAAGAGGAAUGGGAUAGACUACAGCUGAUUCUUUCUUUGGCUCCUUUUGGACCUUCUAGCCCUGAUCUUCUUUGAAGCAAGUUCAGUGCUGGUGGGAUUUUAUUUGCUCCACUGGAGAAUGGGAAGUCAUUCCGGAGCCCCUGCAUCAUCCACAGCAGUAGCGGAUUUAGUAGAACAUGACACUCUUUCAUGCUGUUUUCCCCUGCCAGCGCCAGCCUUCUGCUUCAAAUCUGUUUCCUUUUCCUUAGCAUCUCUGAUUGGGACUUUGCCAGUUGGUGAUACUGAACUUGGGUGCAUAGUACAUAGCUACAGAGGCAACAAAUUGCUUGUAAACUCUUCUUUGAAAUCCUGAAGCUUUUGUUUCUGCUUCUUUUCCCUCCCUUUUUAAUAUAGCAGAAAAAUGUUGUAUAGUGGCAUGGUAAUGUGAAAGGUUUAGAAGAUGUGUAAAAAGAAAAGGAGUGAAAGUGGUCUGUUUUCCAAGUGCUAUAGUUUUGAUUAGUGAUGUGAAGUGAAUAUUCUCCACAUCUAUAUUUUUCUGAAGAAAACUUUCCAUUUCUAAACAUUGGUUUACCAACAUUAAUUAGGAACAUAAUGAGGGCAUGGGUAACUUUCUUCUGGGCUUUCAAUGAAUAAGUUUGUUUUGAAGGUAUGUGCUGUAAAGAGAGAUUUCUGUUGGGAAGAGAUGACUGGAGCAGCAUUUUUCAUUGACUGUGGAAGUAGUUUUUCUAUAGCCAGAUUCUAAAAAGGAAGACCUUUAAAGACCUUUAUCUUUCAAAAACAAUGCAAGCUAUUUGGAUUUUUUUCUUUUCUUUUCUUUUUAAUGAAAUAGGUGCCCUGUAAAACACAUUUUCAGAUGUCUUGACAGAAAUGAAACCUUUUCUAUCAGGUGGUUUAAUUAUUCUAUAUUAUCCUAGAGUAAUAAAGGAUUAUUCUAGCAUAAUCCUGACUCUAAUAAGAAAUAUUAUACUUAGUGGAUAACAAGACAUCCAACUUCUGGUGCUGUCUGCACACUGGCAAAGUUUGUGAUGUGAGAUAACUACAUGAAAAAAAUAGGGCGAACAUGUUUUUAACAUCUGAUGUUAUUUGUACCGGUAAUUUUCAUGUGUAUUUUACAUAAACCACCUAGAGUUUUUGAUGCUUAAGCAAUAUAUUAAUUCAGUUAAAUCAACAAUUUAUCAAAUCAAAUAAUCAAAUAAAAAUUAACAUAAAUGUGUUGUUAUUAUCCAUGACGCAUUGUGCCAAGUCAUUUAUAGGGUGAAAUUUCACUGGUCUGCUGAUGGCACACUGCCCCAUUUCUCCUUUUCAUAACAGUGUGCUAUUGUGAUGCCUUCCCUGAAUGAUCUGCCUGAGUUCAAGCAUAGACUAGAUGAUAAUGAAAAAGCUUAAAUUGAACUGAGACAAGAGAAGAUGAGAUGGUAACAGUUUGGUUCAGUUAAAGACGGCAUUCUGUGUGCCUCUUUCUCCUGAUUUCAACAGUAAUGUUUCAUUCAAAAACAAUUUUUUUCAAAAUGCCUCUUUCUCUCAAAAUAAUGUUUGCUAUCUGCAAAUAGCAGUAAUUUCAAACCAAGUGAAAAUCACAAAUGAACUUCUGCUGCCUAUGGCAGUUGCUCUUGCAGAACUGUUACCCACCUGAUUUUAUCGUAGUGAUACAGAAAUUAUAUUUUCUUUCUACAAGUUGCUAGGUUUGCUUCCUUUGCAAAUGUGUGAAAUAAUUGUUCUUUGUUAACAAAUGUGUUACCAUGGAAACCCUCCAGGCUUCUUUACAAAUAUUAUUGCUAUGCAUGUAUACAAAUAAGAUAUUAUAGAUCCAGUGUCUUAAAUAACUGUUAAAUGUUUGACUACAGAAAUAUGUACACAUCAAAGUUCACCAUAAAAACUUUAUGGCUAAAAAGUGUGCUUGAGUAGAUGCAGGAUGGUUCUUUUAGGAUUUUUUUUUGGGGGGGGGUGAAUUUUGGGGGAUCCUCCAUGCUCUUGAAUUUUUGCUGGAGACAACGCCAGCAGAGUCCUACUUGCACCUGCUGCAAAAUAUAUCUUCUAAGGGCAAGUACACUUCCUCCCUGAGUUCCCUGAAAAAAAGCAAGUAUUUUGGGAGGAAAGGGUGAGUAGCAACACAAGCAAUGGUUUUGCCUAAUAAGGCAAGCUGAAAUUUGUUGUUGACAACUUGAUUACACUAGGACAGAGUUGCUCGAAUUGAGCACUAAAGUUUAACAUGAUUAGUAGACCUUGGGCAGGGAGCUCAGUUUGCUGGACUUGCAAAUAAGCAUACUGAUGAUGGUACAAGAAGUAAGGCAGUGGAGCCUGGCAGCAGGGCUGUAGCUAGGGGGUGGUGAGGUGGGCCCCUGCCAGGGGCGCAGGAAAGGGGGGGGGCUAAAAAUAUGUCCAUAAAUAUUUCUAUAAAUAAAAAUACAGUGGUACCUCGGGUUAAGAACUUAAUUUGUUCUGGAAGUCUGUUCUUAACCUGAAACUGUUCUUAACCUGAGGUACCACUUUAGCUAAUGGGGCCUCCCGCUGCCGCUGCACCGCGAUUUCUGUUCUCAUCCUGAAGCAAAGUUCUUAACCCGAGGUACUAUUUCUGAGUUAGCGGAGUCUGUAACCUGAAGCGUAUGUAACCUGAAAUGUCUGUAACCUGAGGUACCACUGUAUUGAUUAUUGCCUCAUAAUAGAAGGUUUUAAAUAGAGGGUGAAUUGAAUGGGGGGGGGUGUUGGAGGAGAGGUGGAAAGAAGAACUAAUUUGUCAGUGGCUAGGGGAUGCAAUCUGAACAAUUCUGCCAGGGGCGCAAGAUCACCUAGUUAUGGCUCUGCCUGGCAGCCAGUAUAUACUGCAACUAACAGGUAACUCACAUAAAGCCAAUAUUGUGUAUUGUCAAGGCAGCCCUGAAACCACCCCCAUGUGUGCAUCCCUAUCUUUCCAAAGCUGGUGCAUUGAGGAGGCAUUUUUGCCAUCGCCCAACCACCACCAAACAAGGUGGGGAGCUUUUAAGCCAUCCAAGUUCUUGCAAGGGCUUGAUAAGCAAGGUGGAGAGUUUAAAAGCUUUUUCCAAGGCGGAAAGAGCUUUUAACCUCUCCUCCUCGUGCAAAUUUGUGUGAUUUGAGCUGGCUGGCCGACAAGCAUGUAAAUCUGAAACCAUGCAAGUUAAAUGUGUGUAAGUUGUGAGUUACCUGUACUUUGCCCUAUACGACUAAACCUCUUCUUAGUAUAUUUCUUUCACAUAGCCAACAAGUUUUUGAGCUGGUGUGCGGGAUGAAUAUAGCAGGGCUUACCAACUUUUGAUGACAGGGAAUUUAAAGGCCAGCUAAUGAGUAAUCAAGUGUAUUAAGAGACAUUGAGCAGGCUUAUCAGAUCAUAAUCUCAGGUUCAUACUCUGUCAUGCUGAUUUCUCCAACUAUUGUCUACUGCCUAACUUAUAGUUGUUUUCUCAAUGCUGUAGGUCAAAUCCUACACAUGUUGCUUAAGUCUUGGACAAAUCUACUUUAAAAAAAAAAUCAAAUCUGAUAAUUCAAGGUUGUUUUCUCAGGGAUUCUGACAUCAUGCUUCUAUUUGCAACAUCAUGUAGCUGCCUGGUAUGAAACCAUCCACUUUUUUCUUUUUUACUUUUUUUGGUUCUCUAUAUUCCAGUUUCAAAAAACAUAUUUUAGGAAUGGACCACUCUGUAGCCUGCUGCAAUAUCCAUAGUGUAAUGGUUCUAGGGGUUGCUCGUGCGUAAACCGGUGCUUAUCUCCCCGGCUGGGUGCAAACACCUGGCUGGGUUGCCAAAGUGAACCUUUUCUGUCCGGACAGCCACUCACCCGUGGCUGACUCAAUCGCUGCCAGAAUCCGUCAGUGGGCGUUUCUUAAACUUCUUCCAGCAAAGAAGCUCUUUGACGCCUAGACUCCUCCUACUCUCUCUGCGUGAAAGCCUUCUGCGCAAGGAGGGCGUGGGCAACGGAGGACCCCUACUCUCCCCGCUGGUCCCAGGCAAGGAGUCAUGGGACCGCCUCGCCGCUUCCCCCAUCUGCCCCCCUUCUCCACUGGUCCUACGCUGAUUCUCUUCCCCAGAAGAUGGGCUGCUUCUCCCGAUCCCUGGACGCUCUCUGGAAUCCCUCUGGCUUUUGCUCUCUCCCUCUGGCACUGAUGGCAGUUCCCUGACACAUAGCAUAUACAAUAAACCUAUUGUUAGAGUAGGCUGAUGUGGAUAUGACUUUGCUACCAAUGGUGAUAAUGGCAAAAUCAGGAUUUGUCCUUAUUUUCAAAGAAACUCUUUUCCAUUAAACUAAUGUUUCAAGAUCUGACAUGACGACUGUAUAUUCCUACAUCACAAGAGAUGUACCUUUUGAAAUAUCCCAACAGUUUUCCACAUUGAGAUGUCAGAAAACUCCAAUCUGUUGUGGGUUUUGAAAAAAUUGAUACACUUGAAUCACAACAGCUGAUGUAUUUUAAGGCCACAGUCAGACAGCAAUUUUGUCCUUUUGUCCUGACAUUUAUGUAGCUGAUAAUUUUCACAUUUUAUGUAACCUUUCACAUAUGAAAGCCACUUGUGGAUAUUUACCAUAAUCAGGUUGGAAGUUUAGGCAUAUCUGCGAUAGCUCAACCAGGAGAGCAUGAGACUCUUAAUCUCAGGGUUGUGGGUUUAAGCCCCACGUUGGGCAAGAUUCCUGCAUUGCAGGAGGUUGUACUAGAUGACCCUUGGGGUCCCUUCCAACUCUACAAUUCUAGGCUUCUAGGCUUCCUUGAUAAUUGCAUCAAGAAAUGAACUCCUUUGCAGCCCUGUUAGAAAACCUGAUUUUUUCUUGUGGUUUUCAUGGAUAAUGUCAUCUCUGCUCACAUGACAAAAUGUGGGGCAGUGCUUUCCCACCAUUUUCAUGGGUGAAUAAUGAGGAAACAGAAGCGCACAUGAACAUAAAGGGUGAUGACAUGUCCAGUGACAUCCAGUGUUGUGCUACACGGUGUCCAUUGGCAUGAAUCAAAUUUAGCAUGACAUGGCAGUAUAUCAAUCAAAAGGCCACAAUUCCAUAAUGCAACAACUAAUACAGUGUAAAAUGAAUAUUAGAAAUCAAGACAGAAGUACUAGCAUAAUGACCAGAAAAACUAGAGCAAUAAUCUCCAUGUCUGAAUGCACCUGGAAUCUGCAUCUGGAAACUUUUACCAGGUCAGUCGUGUUCCUGUUCUCCACGCCAAAUUGGUCAUAUUGUUCAGCAUUCUUAUAAUUUUCCUUAUAUUUCUAAAUAGUAAUAGGUUCCAUGAUCUUUGUUGUCCUUUAAGUACCGGGCAAGAAUCAACAGAUCUCCUAGAAUUUUGGGGGGUGGGGAAGGGGUUUCCAACUACCAAGAUUCAUCAGGUUCUUGAAAUGCUGACAAGUAUUUGUCUAAAGCAAAUCACCACUGAAGAAUCUGCUAGAAGUGUUGCUACACUGUUUAUUUUACCUACAUAAGCUGAUUCUAUUUUAUUAGACUUUCUGAGGAGGGAAUUGUUGCUAUUUCUAUCUUAGUUUUUCAUUUCUUGAAACAAGUGAAGUGUAAAUGAAAGAGUUGUUUUAACCUCUUUUCUUCUCCAGAUGCUAUGUUUACUUAAAAUCUAAUCACUAAAGUGUUUGCAGGUCAUCAGUUUAUUUAACACUGAAGGUUGUAUGCACAGUCAAUAUGUGCAAUAUGCUGUGUUCAAAAUUUUCAAUUAUAUCAUGGAUCUAUUACAUAAGCAACAGGAAUUCAACUUGGUUAGAAGUUUAUGCAUCUUGGCAUUAGUGUACAAACUAAUUUAUUUUUCAUAUUAUAUCAUAUUAUAUACUAAUUGAACUUGUUCUGCAAUAUACUAACUUGAUGUUAAUCCAUAUGAUCAUACUGUUUGUUAUCUGUGUACAAUUUUGGUUUAAGUAUCUGUGAUUUGAAUUAGGUGGCCAGACUGUUUGCAUGUUGAAGGUAUAUAAAACAGCCUACACCUCCCAUUGUAUACACUAAAUUACUUUUGUAAAGCGCAAAAGGGAGCCUUCUAUCUUCUGUUAUCUUGUUCAGCUGGCUAUAUCUCAAGCUGGCUGACCAGCUAUCACUUGCCCAUUCAUGGGCUUUUGAAACUUUUAACUAUUUAUCUACAUUUUCCAAAAAGUUUAUCCGUAUUUUCACUUUCAACUUUUUGCCACCUACAUUUUUUAAGCAUAGCAGUGUUCAGUACAAGACUGCUUGGCAGCAUCAACCCACACAAAUAUAAUUACAUUUGGUGGCAGGAAAAUUUAAGCAGAGUGAGUCAUAGAUAAUAUUUUGGUGAAUAUGGUUGUAGACUCUGCUGUGUAGCCUUAUUUUUUCUUUUUAUUUCCUAUAAAUCUGCUGAAACACAGGUCAUCUGUCUGUAGAUGUGAUUUCUUUUGCAGCCAACCCGCUGCUGACACACACAUGCUCACAUAUAUUUUUUACCUUCUCACAUUAAAACAAAUAUUGUGAUUCUGAAGGCUUAUUAGAAACAAUGCUAUCCCAAACAGAGAUAAAUUAGCCAAAAGAAACUUAUGUAUGAUCAGCAAGAGCUUUUGAGGCCAGAAGUGAAGGAAUUGUUUGGUGGUGGUACUAUGGUAUGCCAUAGGAGGUAUUCUACUGAUACACCCCAAAUUUAACUAUUUCUGUGUGUCUUGUGUUCUGUGUCUCUAUAAUAAGUGGGGAUCGGGCAGAAUAGGGCAAAUUUUGGAAGGAGUCUGUUACUGGCUUGAAAAUGUUUGCCUGUGCAAAGACACCAAAAACAAUGGCGCUUGCAUUGAAUGGUCACAUGAUAUCACUUUGUAGAUUACUCGGGCUAAAACGUUUAAUGCCAUCAUCACACUUAUUACAUGAUGCGUGAGUGAUUAGGAUAAUGUUCUUACUGUUGUAAAAGGAUGCAGUUGCUUAUCAGGUACUUAGCAGCCUUUGAAGAGCAGAGAAAGGUAUUAGCAGACAGGUGGGAGGCAGUUUUGUCCAUUGAAAAUGCUGCCUUUUGUGCAAAAAAAUAUGCAUGUGAAUAUUUGUAUAACCAAUGGCUGACAUAUUAAUUGCUUGAUGUUCCUAUUCAGUUAACUCUGUAGACCCCCUGUAGUGUCCCCAAGAUAGAACCCUGGCCGUCUUAAGCAUGAUGUCUAUGGCAUACAAAAGGAAUAAACAACGCUUGGGAUUUAUAGCAGCUGAUAUUCUAACUUGGUUCUGUGCUCUUCUUCCCUCUGCGCUUCAUAAAAGUUUUAUUCUAAAAGAAUUUGAAGAGCUCUUUAGGCUGGAGUUGCAAGCCUCAUUGCCCCAAGCAUUAGAUAAGGUGGUAUACCUGUGUCUGGGUAUCACUGCAAACUGCCAUGGUAGGCAUGAAUGAAUUACGUAUAGGAAUACAUAAUCAAAUGUCAUUUUUCUAGCCAAGUUUCUCCCAUGCCCCCAACUUACUAAUUUUCCGGGUGGAGGAAUAUUCUUUUCCUUCCCUCAUACAAGUUCACACCUCAAAACUAAAUCAAGGCACUGAUUUAUUACCUCAAACUGCUGGAUUUUUUGGUAGCUUGGCUUGGCUCUUCUGACCUAUUUUGGAAUUCAUAUCUCUCCUUCCAGGAGAACUAAAAAUGUAGUCUAGCAGGACAGUUUGCUGGUAUAUUGAAGCAAUUAUUUCUACAUAAUAAUGCAUAGAUAAUAUGCAACGGUGUUGCUUUCAAAUCUGUGUUGCUUGAUCUUUUAGGUGUAAAUUCCAAGAGAUACAUUGUAUUAUUAGGGAGUCGUUUGAAGGUAGACAUGCUGGCCCAUAAGAAAAAUAGCAAAAUCUGCAUUAGGGGAUUACCUUCAUUAGGUCAACCAAAUUUUAUGCUGAAUAUAGGAUGCAGCUACAGCAGACGUCAGCUGCAUCAAAGGUACAGUCCAGAGAGUGCAUAUCAACCCCACCCCCUUCAUGAUACGCAUGUGUACUGUUGUGUGCUAGUGCUGCGCUGGUGAUGACAAAUGAGAGUUAGAUAGCACCUCAUAAUAUCAGUUUAAACUUUUUCAGAGUUUUCAUAUUUAGCCUGUGGAAUGCUAAUGAUGCUGUGCUUCAAGAGUAAUCACAGAAUAUAACUGGCCUCUUGCCUGAUAACUAUUCAGUCACUUGAAAAAUAUGUUGAUUUAUUUCUACUCUCUUAGAGUAUUUUUUUUUCUUUUUUGGUAGGACUGAAAUUACUGCAACACUGACUUGUAAUUUUCAUCCUAGGUUAUCUGUGCCAAGAACAAAUACUACUUACACUUCUGCAACACAAAAAUAAUGUGCUGCAGAAGAAGAAAUAGAAAUGGUUUAAUUUAAGCACAAGCUGAGCAAGUUCCUUAUUCACUGAACUAACGUUUUGUUGGAAACAAGAUUUUUUCCCCCCAACAAUGUUUUUAAUUUUAAUGUGCUAUAUAAACAGCAACUUGUUUUUGGAAGAGGCUGCAUGAUAGAAUUUGAAGUACUUCAACUGGGUUUAAUUUCCACUGCAUUGAAGCUAGUGACUAAGCUUCCAUUGAAAUUGAACAAAAGAGAUAAAUAGAGUCAAGGAUGUGCACAGAUGAACAUUAGGGGGUGAUAUUUAUUUUUAUUUGUUCUCGUCUUGUUUAUUUAUUUUCUUUGAUUUAUCUCUCUCCUGAUCCAGAUGUUAAUGGAGAAGUAUAGCUGCAGUCACCAGCAUACUGAUGCCACUAUGUUCCAAAACUCCCAAUAACCACUCCCAGUGGCUUCAUAUAUUAUUAUUAUUAUUAUUACUACUAUUAUUAAUAGUAUUUAUUUAUUAAAUUUCUACAGCACCUUCACCCAAGGAUCACAAGGAUUACAAUAUAAAAACACAAAGAUGCAUAACUAAAACAAUAACCACACACACACACAUUGUUUAAAAGGCCAUAGAUUGUUUAAUUAGCCAAAGCCAUAGCAUAUAGAUGUUAAAUAGCAUUGGAAAGAAAAUAGUGCCCCAGGGAACCCCAUAGCACAGGUGCCAGGUAAUCUUAAGAACACUCCCCCAAUGCUACUCUUUGGACUUGAUGAUGUAGGUAGGAAUGGAACCCCUAUAGUAUAGUGCCUCUGAUAUCCACCCUACACAGCCAGUUUAGAAGGAUACCAUUGUCAAUAGUAUCAAAAGCUGCUGAGAUAUCAAGUAGUAGCAACAGGAUUGAACUUCCCAACCCUUUCCCAUUACAGAUGACUGUCCCCCAAAGAUCCUGUGCAGAAGAAAUACAUAGAAAAUUGUUAGAUUCACUCUCAAGUGUGCCUUUCUAUGUACUAACAUAAAGGAGAAUGUUAAAGGUGGUAUUGUGCCUAUUUCUCAGUUUUAAGCAAAAACUCUUAAGGUACAAUAAGUCUUAUCCCCUCCACGGAUUGUGUCAUAGACUGGCUGGAUGCCAAGGAGUGAUGGGAGGCACCAGCUGAGGAACCCCCAAGGGAAUAAGACUCAGGGCCUGAGGAUUGGUGGUGGGAUGAUGAUAAUGAAUGGUCAGAGGGAGAAGACUGGGAGGAGGAGGUGUCGGAAGCUGAAGAGGUAACAGGGUUUAGUGAGCAGAAGAGAGCAGUCCAGAAGCAGAGGCCAAAGAGGAGGGGGAUCAAGAAGCAGGGAUAUGAGUCAAUCUGGUGAUGAAGCCAGGGUGUCUUCCCCUCCUGCUGUGACCAGUUCCCCUCCCAUUCUGGUCUCCUAGAGGAGGUAUGAAGAUGGAGGAGCAAAGACAGGCACGGCGAUGGAGUCUCCGAUUGCUUGGGAAGGGCCCAAGGGAAGACUUAGGACAACUGUAGAGAGGUGGGGUCCUUCAGUCCCCACAACUGCCUCAUAGGAGCAGGAUCUACCAGGAUGAGUUGCUAUGCUCAGUAGGCCUGGCCUCCUGAGCCGAAAUUUCCCCCUUGAAUAAAAAGUUAACUGCACUGACGCUAUGUGAUUGAUUGCUGACCUACUCCUGAAAUCCGCUCCUGAAAGAUUGUUUUCUGCUGCAAGUUUCUUGAAGAUAAAAUAUAUGGAGUGGUUGCAGAAGCACUCUGUCUAACCCUAACUAUUGGAGGGGAUCACUGUUUCCUUUAAGAGGUUUUACAGAUGAGCUGUAUAGGCUGGUGCCUUUACUCCAUUUUCCUCCUCCAAACUUACUACUUUAGAGCAUAGGUAGGAAUUCAGUGGUCCUCCAGAUGUUGCUGGACUACAACUCCCAUCAUCCUUGACCAUUGACCAUGCUGGCUAGGGCUGGUUGUAAUUGGUGCCCAACAACAUCUGGAGAAUCACAGAUUUCCUCUCCAUAUAUCUUCCUUGUUCCUUCCUAAAUACCUUCUGACAUUUAACAGCUAUUUGUUAUUUUUUAAUUAUACCAUUGCCCCUUUUAAAAUAACUUUGAAUUAUUUGUGGUUCAUGCAUAUAUUUUCCACUUGCAUCUAAUAAGUUUUAAUAUUCAAACAUUUUUUCAUUAACUUUCUUUACUGCUGCUUGUGCCAUAAAGCUUUUCAUCUGUCUUUUGAAGAAAAUCGGGUUUGAUUGCAAAGAUAUCACCAUUGCACACAGCUUGCUCUCUGUGUAUAUCUUUUAGCUUGUGUUGGGACUAUUGGAAUAUUCAGUCUUUCCACCCAUAAGCCAUAAAAUUAUCCAUAUGGGUAUCAUAGAAUCAUAGAAUCAUAGAGUUGGAAGAGACCACAAGGGCCAUCGAGUCCAACCCCCUGCCAAGCAGGAAACACCAUCAGAGCACUCCUGACAUAUGGUUGUCAAGCCUCUGCUUAAAGACCUCCAAAGAAGGAGACUCCACCACACUCCUUGGCAGCAAAUUCCACUGUCGAACAGCUCUUACUGUCAGGAAGUUCUUCCUAAUGUUUAGGUGGAAUCUUCUUUCUUGUAGUUUGGAUCCAUUGCUCCGUGUCCGCUUCUCUGGAGCAGCAGAAAACAACCUUUCUCCCUCCUCUAUGUGACAUCCUUUUAUAUAUUUGAACAUGGCUAUCAUAUCACCCCUUAACCUCCUCUUCUCCAGGCUAAACAUGCCCAGCUCCCUUAGCCGUUCCUCAUAAGGCAUCGUUUCCAGGCCUUUGACCAUUUUGGUUGCCCUCCUAUGGACACGUUCCAGUUUGUCAGUGUCCUUCUUGAACUGUGGUGCCCAGAACUGGACACAGUACUCCAGGUGAGGUCUGAUCAGAGCAGAAUACAGUGGCACUAUUACUUCCCUUGAUCUAGAUGCUAUACUCCUAUUGAUGCAGCCCAGAAUUGCAUUGGCUUUUUAGCUGCCGCGUCACACUGUUGGCUCAUGUCAAGUUUGUGGUCAACCAAGACUCCUAGAUCCUUUUCACAUGUACUGCUCUCAAGCCAGGUGUCACCCAUCUUGUAUUUGUGCCUCUCUCUCUUUUUGCCCAAGUGCAAUACUUUACAUUUCUCCCUGUUAAAAUUAAUCUUGUUUGUUUUGGCCCAGUUCUCUAAUCUGUCAAGGUCGUUUUGAAGUGUGAUCCUGUCCUCUGGGGUGUUAGCCACCCCUCCCAGUUUGGUGUCAUCUGCAAAUUUGAUCAGGAUGCCCUUGAGUCCAUCAUCCAAGUCGUUGAUAAAGAUGUUGAAUAAGACCGGGCCCAAGACAGAACCCUGUGGCACCCCACUAGUCACUCUUCUCCAGGAUAAAGAGGAACCAUUGAUGAGCACCCUUUGGGUUUGGUCAGUCAGCCAGUUACAAAUCCACUGAGUGGUAGCAUAGUCAAGACCACAUUUUACUAGCUUCUUUACAAGAAUAUCAUGGGGCACCUUGUCAAAUGCCUUGCUGAAAUCAAGGUAGGCUACAUCCACUGCGUUCCCUUCAUCUACCAGGCUUGUAAUUCUGUCAAAAAUGAGAUCAGGUUAGUCUGACAUGACUUAUUUUUCAGAAAUCCAUGCUGACUAUUGGUGAUCACAGCAUUCCUUUCUAGGUGCUCACAGACUGUUUGCUUAAUGAUCUGCUCCAGAAUCUUCCCUGGUAUUGAUGUCAGACUGACUGGGCGGUAAUUAUUUGGGUCCUCUCUUUUCCCCUUUUUGAAAAUAGGGACAACAUUUGCCCUCCUCCAGUCUGCCGGGACUUCGCCUUUUCUCCAGGAAUUCUCAAAGAUGACUGCCAGUGGUUCUGAGAUCACAUCUGCCAGUUCUUUUAAUACUCUUGGAUGCAGUUCAUCUGGCCCUGGAGACUUGAAUACAUCUAAACUAGCCAAGUAUUCUUGUACUAUCUCCUUAGUUAUUCUGGGCUGUGUUUCCUUUGCUGAAUCAUUUGCUGCAAAUUCUUCAGGUCGGGCAUUGUUUUCUUUAUCGGAGAAGACUGAGGCAAAGAAGGCAUUGAGGAGUUCAGCCCUUUCUGUGUCCCCUGUUUGCAUUUCACCAUCUUCUCCUCUGAGUGACCCCACUGUUUCUUUGUUCUUCCUUUUGCUACGAACAUACCCAUAAAAGCCUUUUUUGUUGCUUUUAACCUCUCUAGCAAGCCUGAGUUCAUUCUGUGCUUUAGCUUUUCUGACUUUGUGUCUACACGUGCUGGCUAUUUGUUUGAAUUCUUCUUUGGUGGUUUCCCCCCUUUUCCAUUUUUUGUACACAUCCUAUUUUAAUCUUAACUCAGUUAAAAGUUCUUUAGAUAGCCACCCUGGCUUCUUUAGGCACCUUCCAUGUUUCCGUCUCAUUGGUAUUGCCUGACGUUGUACUUUUACUAUCUCCCUCUUAACAAACUCCCAGCCAUCAUGAACUCCCUUUCCUUUUAGUAUUACUGUCCAUGGGAUCUCACCCAGCACUUCCCUAAGUUUUAUGAAGUCGGCUUUCUUAAAGUCAAGAAAUUGAGUCCUACUAUGCUUGGCUGCUCCUUUCCGCUGUAUAGUAAACUUCAGAAGAGCAUGAUCACUCGCGCCUAAUGAUCCUUCUACCCCACUAACCAGGUCAUCAACAUUCGUUAGGACCAGAUCUAAAAUGGCUGUUCCUCUUGUUGCUUCUCCCACUUUCUGGACAAUGAAGUUGUCUGCAAGGCCAGUGAGGAAUCUGUUUGACCUUAUGCUCUUGGCUGAGUUUGACAUCCAACAAAUAUCCGGGUAAUUGAAGUCCCCCAUUACUACUAUCUCCCUUCCUUUUGCAUGCUUGGCCAUCUGUUCCAGGAAGGCAUCAUCUAUGUCCUCCGUUUGGCUUGGGGAUCUAUAGUAAACUCCCACAAUGAGGUCACUGUUAUUCUUCUCUCCCUACAUCUACACUUGGAGAGGUUUAAUGAUAUCAUAUUAAAUAUUCCCAAGCUUUCUUGUCAUGUUUUCAGUCCUGUAUUAUUGGAGGGAGAAGAUGGAAUGAGAGAGAGGUUUGGUCUGAAAACCAUUGUCCAUUUUAGUGCAUGUUCAGCAUAUAUUCUACAAGUAAUGUUUGCAUAGUUUAAAGUUUGAUCAGAAUGUCCAGAUUUUUAAAAAUGAUAUAUAUUGAAUUUUGUUAUUUCUUUAAAAGCAAACAAGUCCUCCCCCCUUCUACUAUUACCGGUACAUACUUCCUUAUUUAAAAAAUGUAUUGGCUACUUCCACUUACUUUGAUCUUUCUUUCUUUCUUUCUUUCUUUCUUUCUUUCUUUCUUUCUUGUGUUAAAUAAAUUUUUAUUGUUUUCCACAAUUUAAUUCCACAUUAACACCAAUAAAAAAAGAACAUUUUUACACACACACCCAAUCCCCAUGUGUAGCAAUAUCUUUUCAAAACCUUUUCUUCAAGAUUCCAAGAAUCUCUGGACUUCCCUCCAUCCCCUCUUCUGGUUCUUUAUAUAAACAAAAUUCUCUUAUAUUUCCAUAUCCAUUUACCCAAUUUUCUAAUAAUUACACAUAGUUAAUCAAAACUUAGUAACACUUCAAAUCAUUUACCAUUAUUUAACACACACGUCAUUUAAGCGUCUAGAAUAUCAUUUAACACAACUUUAUGCAUUCCACAUCUGUACUAACUAUUAUUUUUUCUUCUAAUUUUAUCCCCAUCUCUAUUAAUUGCAAGCGUUUAAUCAGAGCCUGCUCACUUACUUUGAUUUUGUUGUGUCUCUGUAAUAAAUCAAACCAACAAGCACAUCUAUGAUGAUCUGGGUUUCAAAUUCAUUUUUGUUUGUAAGCCAAGUGGACACAGAGAGGGUGGGUGUCAAGAUAAUUGGUAUUCCCACAAUUGUUGGACAGAUUUUAUAACAAGAAUAGUGUCUGCCUUAAGAACAGGAAUGUUGUCACAUCAGCCAGGCAACUGGAAAGAAACCAAUUGAAUGGAAGUAAGGAAUUGUAUUAAUGGAUUGGAUUUGUGAGGAACAAUGACAAGUUUUGCACUCUCUUCUGUCUAAACUGUUCGGUGGGUCACUGAAAUGGUGACAUCUCACUAGUCAAAAUGGCAUGAAUUAGGAUAGUCAUAUAUAUGUUUCUCUGGUAUAGUGAAUUAUUUGUAUUGGGGCUCUGAAAUGAUUCACAGAUCUGUUUUACUAUAGUGCUACAUUGUUGGACUAGGUCUCAGAGAAUAUUCAGCUCUGAUUCACAGGGUGACCUUGGGCCAGUCACCAUCACUCAGCCUAACCUACCUCACAAGGUUGUAUGGAAGACAAAAUGGGGAGGACAAAACAAUGUACUGUAUAUCACAUUGAGCUCCUUGGAGAAAAGUUGAGAUAUAAUUGCAGUGCUUUGGGAGGACCCGGUGGGGGUGUAAAAAAUGAAGUGCCAGUGCUCAUAUCUUGAUAAAACUGCCUUGGGUGCCAACACAGAGUGGUGCCAUAAGCAGCAAAACAAGAUGGUGGUACUCUAUAAACUGUACAGGUCUAGUUAAAUAAAUGUGUUGGCCUUGGAGUACUUUCUCUGCAACAUUGGUAGAUAUCUCUGGCAGAUAGGUUGCCUCUGUGUGUGAUGUCCAAGAUAAUUCAGGGAAAGGAUCUCUGCCCCCAGCCUCGGGGUUCCAGGGCUGUUCUACUGCUGUAGAAGUGCCUGGAUCCAGUUCAUGGCAAAAAAUGAAGUAUCAAGGGUUACACCAGCAAUUAUCAAACAAGCUGUAUAGAUAAGACAGUUGAAUUCAAUUGUGAGUUAGCACUGUGUAUUCUAAUUGGCUCUAUUACAUUUUGAUUGAUUGGUCUAUGCUUCUGUAUCCUAUACAUCUCUAGUACUAAAACUGAGCUUAUAAACUAUGAUUGCAUUUGACAGAGGUUAUGCAGUUUGCUACUUGCUCAGUGUUUUCAAUCACAAGCAUUGAGAUAAAAGUUUGAAAGAGCAAGUCAGCUGAGGAUUGGGCAUUUAGUAUCACUAGCUGUGCUGUGCCAAAUUUACUCAGAUCAGGAGAACAAGCUAUUGUGAUUGUUAUUCUCCAUAUAAAAGCAUGAUGGAGCAUCUAAAUAUAGAAACCCAGCAUACUCUUCCCAGAAUACAAUUACUGAUAUAUAUUUAUUGCAUAGGCCUUGUAAAUAUUUUUGUGCAAAUUUGUCUUGGAAUAUCUAAGGCAAAAAAUAAAAAUGAGGGGAUGUUUCAAAGAAUUAUCUUAAGUGUUUCCAGCAUUUGAUGCUGUAACCCACUUCGCCUUAAAACAUAAUUAUUGUAACUUAGAUAUCAGUUUACUAAUUUAAUUGUUUUCCUGAUGUCUUCAGUAAUUCUUUCCUCCAUCAGUCUACAUCUAAAUAUAAAGUUUAAUAACUUGCACUUUAGGUCAUUUUACUUUAUUUAUUGGAAAUUCACUGAAGAAACAGAAACAGUGGUGAAAUCAAGGUUUGGACUUUGAGUUUCCUUAAGGAUAACUGUGAUAAAAUUUGUUGAACAGUGCAUAUCAUUUUGUUUUCUUUUUAAAAAGCAAAUAUCAAUGUUUAUCAAUUAUGCUGGGCUUUAGCGCCCCAUUGCAACCCAUUGUUUCAGGUAGCAUGCACCCCUCCUCUUGCCACCACCUCUCUCUCCCCCACCUGUCCAGGCACAAACACCUACCCAUCCCCUGACAUCAGUGAAGUGCAUGCAGCUGUGAAAAAACUUAAUGUGCUGAUGAUUAUGUGAGGCUUAAUGCGUUGUGAGCUAGAAUUGCUGGAGAGGGUGGAACUCUUUGUUCACCUUCAGCAGAAAGGAUUUGCAUUUCAUCUGCAUUUGACUAAGAGCUACACAUUAGUUUACACUUAAUCACUGUUGUAUUAUAUUCAGAAUCACUCCCUGUAAAUUGUAAACACUACCGUGCAUGAAAGCAGUUUUCUUGGAAUGUGCCUGGAUCUGAGUCAUGCCAAACUCCGAAUUUGUGUCCAUAGAGAGGAAACAAAUUGCCCCGUGGAAAGCAGUUUAUUGAAACCAAUUAAAAAACAAACAAACCCAAAGAUGACUGCUUGAGCUACUACAGAUGGAUUUUUGAUAAAUUCAGAGUUUUGCAAGUAAAUUUGAUACUCCCUUGCUGCUGUUCUGCCAGAUUUGCUCUCAAAGACUGACUGAAUGCUAAAAUAGAUAAGUGCUUAGAAGUUACUACUUUGCAAAAAUAUAUUAUUCUGCAGGAGUUGUGCUACAGGACUUCAAAUGUGGUGAAAAUAGUUGGAUACAUAUCUUCCCUAUUGUUAUUUGAGACACUUGAUUUUCUCUUCAUGGACACCUUGAAAAACUAUUUUGCCUUGCAGAGUUAAUCAAGGGAAUUCCCACAACUCAAAGUGUCCCUAUUUGAAAUGCAGCACAGAUCCCUCGGCUUGUAAAGCGAGAUGAGCACUGCAACCCCAGAGUCGUCUGCGAGUGGACUUAUCUGUCAGGGAUCCUUUACCUUUACAGAUCCAUGCACCAGAUAUAUCCUGCUGUGGGUUUCUUUUUUUAAGUUAGCACUUUAAAUCAAAGCAGAAGAGAAAAUGUCUCUCCAGACUUGUGUUCAUUGCAAAUAUGUAAAAAGUAGUCCAUGCAUUUUGCAGUUGCAUACAUGCAGUUUUGCAGGAUGCAAUUGCAUUUGGAGGUUUGAGUCUUUAGAUAGGUGCAAGGCAGGGCUUUCUGUUGUGCAUUCACCUUAUUUGUAGCCUGCUGUGAUUACUGAGUUCUUUUUGCACAGUUAGACAAAUAAAGGUUGUUGGUGAGCAUUUUUUGUUUGUUUGUUUUUUUACAAGUGUUGUGAAUAAAGUUUGUAGAGAAAAUGGUAGGUGAAAUGAGUGGAAUUACUGAGAAUUGCUGUUUUCUUAGGGAAUAGCUAUGUUCAUGAGACAGAUUGAGGGAAGGUUGUGUGACUGUGUGGGGGUCUCGCCCCACCCACUACUCCUGGAAUGUGCUCCCUGACAUAUUAUCUUCUUCUUUGGCGAUUACUCAUAGCCGAGUAAGAUUGUCUUCCAUAAACACAGGUUUUUUUUGGAAGACGCCUGUGUGUGAAUUUGUUUUAUGUGUGUAGGUCAGUGCACGCUGACCAACACACAGUCUUCGCAGUAAGGCUCUGUUCCGAUGGCAUGAGUAGUCACGACGACCAGUUGAUUCUUAUCUGCUGCAGCCUUCAUCUGCCUUCACAGCUGUUGUAACAUACCGCUUGUUAUCAUCAGCCUGUUCUGCUGUAGAGGACUUCUUGGAACAUUCUUUGUCUAGUUCCUUCCCUUUGACCAUACCGCCUUGGGUGACCCUGCUGGGCGUACGAGAUUCCUGACGGCUUUGCUCACAAGGGUCAUAGGAACGUGCAAGCCCACUCACCAUGACAAGGUGAUGAUCUAGCGAGUGAGGACAUAUUAUAGGGGUCAUGUGGCUCUCAUCUCCAAAAAGUUUCCCCCCACCCCUGCUGUAGAGAGGGUUCUUAUGGGGAAGAGGCAGUGCAGGGGCAUGUAUUUGGAGGAAGAAUAGAAUUGGAGAUGCCUCUGCUCUUAACAAGAACAACAACAACACACCCUGAAUAUAUAUCUUGGUUGUAUUGUGUUAAUUUUGUAGGUUGUCCUUAACAGAAAGAGAAUGGGAAGUUUGCUUUUAUUGAAAUUCAGUAGCAGACAUCUAUGCUAAGUUGGGUGAUGGAAAAUAUGGAGGGAUACCAAAUUUGACAAUAAAAUGUUAAACAUGGACCUGCAGCAAAAUCUUGCUGUGUGCAGUACUCUUGUUCAGUGUGCCAGCCAGCCAUGUCUUCUUUCAGGGCACUCCCUUCCACCACAGUCAGUUUUCUCAUGCCCAAUUUAUACUCACCAUAUUGUGGUGACUGAGAAUGCUUGGUCAUCAUUGAACUGUUUGGUAGGUGCACAGCUGCUCCCUUAGAAUUGUUUCCUAAAUGGUGGUUUAUACAGGCAAUCUGCGCUUUGUGCACAUUCAAAGAAUGCGCAACCAUGCAUGCACAGGCCAUUUUUUGACCCAGAAGAAGAUGGAGUGGUGUAGGGUUGUAAUGGACUUAUGCACUCUUCACCGACUUGUGCAAUAACCUGGAAUUCAGCCAUCAUACCAAUUGGGGCUUGCCUAAACUUUUGAAAUGGGGCUCCCUGAAGCAUGCUGAUAUCUUGCUCAAUACCUCUGUUUUGCCUGCUUAGUCUUCCUAACUUGGUACCUGAAUCUGUUACUGGAUUUCCUUUAUAUUUUAGUCCCUGUUGUUGUUUAGUCGUUUAGUUGUGUCCGACUCUUCGUGACCCCAUGGACCAGAGCACGCCAGGCACUCCUGUCUUCUACUGCCUCUCGCAGUUUGGUCAGACUCAUGUUUGUAGCUUCGAGAACACUGUCCAACCAUUUUAGUCCCUACUCUCACUCUAAAACUCAUCUUCAGGUUUCUCCUAAAAUGCCAUUGAUUCUACCUGCAAUCAAUCAAUCAAUCAAUCAAUAAAUGCAAUUAUCAAUGAAAGGAACAUCUAAGUAAAUCACAGUACUUUAACAGACACUGCCUAAGCUGUACUAAUCCAUAACGCCCCUAUCCCAUUUGUUUUCCUUUAUUUCAUAGUUGCCUCUGUUAUUCAAACUUUUAUAUCCAUGGAUCACAAAUGUGUCUUUUCUGGAAUGUUUUUCUCCAUAUCCGAAGCUGCUGUCUUGAUCUAGAGCACUAAAAAGAUCAAUAUUGGAUCCAAAUUAUCUAAAUUUCUCUUACUAUCUUAAAGUGAGGUUGUCCUUCAUCUCAGCACUGUAGCUGAUUCCAGACUCUGCACAGACCGUGAAAUUUUUGCAAUAUUCUAAGAACACUUGGAAUUCCAAGCCAUAUAGGUGGAAUCUACACACAUAUUAAAAAACUCUGUGAAAAUGUUUUUUUAAGAAAUGUUUUGAAAAAUACAUUGAAUUUUGCAUAGCUCACUGGCGCCAUCUAGUGUCACAUCUGUAUAUUGCACAUCUAAAACAUUUUAUUUGCAGCUGUGUAGCUGAGUCCAUAUUAGGCACGUGGGUGGUGCUGUGGUCCAUGCCGAUCAGAAGGUCGGCAGUUCGAAUGCCUGCGAUGCGGUGAGCUCCCAUUGCUCUGUCCCAGCUCCUGCCAACCUAGCACUUCGAAAGCACGUUAAAGUGCAAGUAGAUAAAUAGGUACUGCUCCAGCGGGAAGGUAAACAGCAUUUCCGUGUGCUGUUCUGAUUUCACCAGAAGUGGCUCAGUCAUGCUGGCCACAUGACCCGGAAAAACUGUCUGAGGACAAAUGUCGGCUCCCUUGGCCAGUAAAGCGAGAUGAGCGCCGCAACCCCAGAGUCAUUCACGACUGGACUUAACUGUCAGGGGUCCUUUACCUUUUAUCUGAGUCCAUAGUCAGCUUGCAAGAAAUCUGGCUCACUGCCCUAAUCUGCUUCUAAAAAACCUCUCUCUCCCCAACCCCCUUUGCAUGAGCCAUGGUGUCUAUUUGGGAAGAUAUCUGAUGUUUUCUUCUUAAGAGUUAAAUGACCAAUUUCCUCAGAACACUUUCACUUUGACUCUUCUGGCAUCCAGCAUGUCACACUUCACAAAUGCUAGCGUAGAAGCCAUUCUUCCCCACUGACAUGCUCCCCAACACAGAGGAGGAAAAAGCUGUGCCCACAGUUUUCCACCUUUGCUUCCGCUGUACGUAUAAUUCACACUAAUAUUACUCGGCAUUCUACCUUAGAUAUAAGACUGGAUUUUAAAUCAGACCGCUAAGUUUGAGUCCAGCAGCACCCUGUAGGAUCCCAGAGUAGCCACGAUGGCUAUGUUGCAGCUCCUCUGUCAGAGGCAGCGUGCUGGGGAUUACAGGUGAUGGGGUCUUGUUGCAUUCGUGUCUUCCUUGCAGGUUUCCCAGAGGCAUCUGGUUGGCCACUGUGAGAACAGGAUGCUUUCCUAGAUGGGCCAUUGGCCUGAUCCAGCCGGCUCUUCUUACGUUCUUAUUUAACAGAUUGCUUUUCAACUAGGGUCACUGGAGCCUCAUUUUCAGAGAGAUAACCCCUCCACCACCACCUUUGCCUACAUCCAGUGCAACUGUACCAUAGAAAACAACAUUUUGUACCUGCUUCAUUUUUUUCUGUUUCACAGCUCCUAAGGCAGUGGAAAAUUUGCCUUUCAUCUUGCUAGUUUAAAACCAAAAUAAAAACCCUAAGAUGCACAAGAAGUGCAAUAACUUCCUGUAACUAAUACCUGACUAUCAGAGACUUAAGUGUGUCUUUGCUCUGAUGGAUCCUAUACCAAAGGUUCAUCUAAUGCAACAUUUUGUUCUUCAUAGCCAGGCAGAUACUUGAGAAGCUCAGAAGGAGAACAUGAGUUCAACAGUAUACUCAGCACUUAUGCAACCCAGCCACUAGCGUUCAGAGGCAUACUGGUGACCUUGGAAGGUAGAGCAUAGCCAUCAUGGCUAGUAGCCAGCUUGCCUAAUCCCUUUUCUUCUUGGACAAGAAAAAUCCUAAACGAUGGUUCUUGAAUUCUCAUCUCUUAAGAUUUCUGGUAUUCACCACAGGACAGUCAUUAAAUCUCAGCCAGCCUUUCUUUAUUUGAGGCUGCAUACACAACAUAUAUUUAAAGCUCUCUUAAAGCACCUGGACCAAGAAUCCUGGGAACUGUAGCUUUUACCCCGCCAUUGAACUACAUUUCCCAGCACCUUUUACAAACUACCGUUCCCUGGCUUCUUAUGAGUGGAGAAAUAUGCUCUGAAUGUAUGUUGUGCAGAGACUGAUUUUCUCUCACAUCCAGUACUACGACUGCUUGUUUUAUGGGCUUUUUAAAAUAUCCAAAAUCUGCCAUUUUUUCCUUGUCAGGCUUGAGCAAAAGGGCAAGGAAGAAAACAGUUGCAAAGAAGUAAGCUAGUUUCUAAGCACACAUUUUUUUAUAAAGCACUAGGUUUUUGUUUGCUCUGUUCAUAUUUGCUAGUAAUGUCAAAAUAGGCUGUGGACACUCUCCAUUUUGCUUGUUAUCCAGUGUGCUCCCAUGGCUGGUUUGGAAAGCCAUGUACACAAGAGGUUAACCACAAUCUACCCUAUCCUGUGAUUUCUUAAGAAAUACUGCAUUUUGAUUCAUUUUCCCCACAAACCUGCUUCGAUCCGAAUUGAGAAAAAGAAUGACCUAGCUGUGUUUUAAGCCAGUAAUGUGCACACUGCCUUAGAUUGCAACAAGAGUAAUCAUGGUUUUUUUCCAGGGUGCUUUGAAAGCUAGCAUAGUAGCCCUAAGAUAAAAGGCUAAUAGCAGAACACAAAGGGAUUGCUUAAAUUGAGAGUUCCAAAGAGUUUCCAUUAUUAAUGAUGUAUAAGAGAGGGGAAGGAUGGAAGCCAAUAAAUAGUAACCUUUACAGUGCCGUUAUUGCAGAGAAGGCUGUUUUUAAGUAGUAGUCAAAAGGUAAUAGGGUAUAGUGCUAUAAAGUUUUAUGAAUCACUAUCCAGAAAACAAGAUGAUGGUUCAGCAGGGUAUUCUGAACUCUUAACUGAUUUGUUAACGUUAGAGACUAUAUGAGGUCAGAUUUUGAAGUGCAUAUUUUAGCUCUACUUUCUAGAGAUAUUCAGUUCAACAUCUACAUGCCAUUGAAGAGAUGGCCAGCAUGUGCGCAGCACAACAACUGUCUGAUUUAAGUUUGCUUUCUAAAAUUAAGUUCUGAGUCAUGUGUCUCCUUGAAAUACAGUGGUACCUCAGGUUACAUAUGCUUCAGGUUACAUACGCUUCAGGUUACAGGCUCCGCUAACCCAGAAAUAGUGCUUCAGGUUAAGAACUUUGCUUCAGGGUGAGAACAGAAAUCAUGCUCCAGCGGCGUGGCGGCAGCAGGAGACCCCAUUAGCUAAAGUGGAGAUUCAGGUUAAGAACAGUUUCAGGUUAAGAACAGACCUCCGGAAUGAAUUAAGUACUUAACCAGAGGUACCACUGUAAACAAAUCUCCCUUUCCACAAGACAUAGCUAAGGGAUAAAAGUUGGCACACAAUGUUGCUUAAAAACUUACAACACCCUUUUGAAGGACACUUCUACCUAGUGAGAAACCAGUAAGUCUAUUCAUAAUCCAGAUGCAAGGCGAUGCAAGGCUUUUUGUGUUUGGCAACCUUUUAAAGAGAAUAAUUUGCAUUUGAUAGCAUAUGAGUUACACAUGUGCCAGGUUUUAACCCAUUUUUUUUUACAUGCUACUGUAUUUACAUUUUAGAAACUGAAUUUAGAUCCUCAUUUACUGAAAUAACACUGCAGUUCUGCAGCAUAAAGAGAGAUACAGCGAUGCAAGGCAUGCCAUAUCACAGCUGAUAUGUUUAUGGUGUCAGUGUAUCAGGACAGUGAUUGUCAAUUGCAGCAACUUCCAGGAACUGAUUAGCAGCUUGUGCAAGAAACUUAGAAUUCACUGCAGAUUUAGUAUGGAGUCACAAAAGCAAUAAAAAGGGCAAGAAUAUAGUAACAGGAACCAGGACAUUCCUUGGUGCUUGUUUUAUUACUAGUAUCUGCUGAUUAUAUGGAACAAUAAAGAACAAUAACAACAACAACAACAAACUUUGAGUAGGGUGGGGGGAAUCUAACUUAAAAUAUGAAACUAACAGGUUUUGUGAUAGGAACAUCUCUUGUGAAAGCGGAGCUUGAGCUUUGAUCGAUAAAUGACAUCCAUUGACAUUGAGCUUAGACUUCUGAUACAGAAAGGGCACAAGUUAGUCCUGCAUUGUCUGUACUGUAAAUAAAUGCAACAACAGUUUACUUGCUGUGCUGUUCUUCCUUUUCCCUUCCACCACCACCUCAGACUUUUGGGGGAUAUGUGUGUGACAGAGCACUGUAGGGAGGACAGGGGGCUAGAGGGAAAUAGGGAGAGAGAAAAUUUCCCCUCUUUCACAAGUGGAUACCUUGCAUCAAUGGAGGGGGCAAUGGAGGUUAAUUACCAGCCAGUGUUUGUAUGGCUGGAACACUUGCUUACCACACUCUUUAAACAUCUUAGGUUUUGCAGUAUUGCAUAUACUUUCUGGUUGGAUAUUCAAUAUAGCUUUGUUGCAUAAUUUGCUGCCUUUUUGUAGCCUUAGUGUUCCAUAGUUUCCCUGGUAAUGCCUAUUAAAGAACUCAUGCCGUAUUCUUAAUAUCACUAAAUGAUGUAUAAUUCUGUCUUUAUUGCUAUGUUUAUUUCAGCAGUUACUGAGGAAGUAUGACAAACCUUUCCUGCUCUAUGAAGCUUUAAAGAACUUUUACUGAGUUGGAUACAAAUAAGUAGAUUAAGAGAUCUUAAGAAUUAAUAAUAUAUGUGAAUUACUGGUGUCAUAAUUUCAUAGCAAGAAAUAAUAAUAAAUAUUUUUAUACCCAUGUAACAUCUCUGAAAAAGAAAGAAGAUAAUGUUCUGUUUGGAGUGCAUUAACAAAAUGUUACCAAAUUGUGUUUUUAUUUAAUGCCCAUGCUGGUAACAUAAUUUGCUUAUUAAAAGGAAGACCUAUAAAAACGCUUUUGGAUCCCUCACUCAGUCCCAGUGCAAGGGCGUGGGGAGCACUUUCACACCCCUGGUGCAGAGCUACCCUCUAUUCAUUUGAUUUAUGUCCACUUCAAAAUGAGAUGUUUUCAUACAAGCUGCCAUAUUGGAUUAAACUAGUUUUCUGUCUAACUCAUUAUUUUGCCUGCUGACUGUGACCAGUCAGAUACUAUUGUGUGAUUCUUGUGGAAGGCAUGAUGGUCAUAUCUUGGUCUGUCGCUCCCCAGCAUUAGAUAAUCACAGGUAUAGGUAUAGGAAUGGUGCUUCAUGGCUUGUAGGCACUAAGUACCCUUUGAUGGUAGAUUAAUUUGCUUGCAAUUCAAUUAGGUCGUUGUGGUUUUCACCCUGCAUUAUCAGCCAUUCAAUUCAUCAUUUACCACCAGUAAGUAGCAGCUGUGUUGAUGGCAGAUACAUUAAUUCAUUCUCUGACCAGCAGGUGCUGCCACUACAUUCUUUUUCCUUCCCCUUUUGUUGCUGGUGCUUCUACUUGAAGAAAUACCAUAACAUCAGCAGUAGUAACUAGCAGAGGAAAGGCAAUAAGCAUAGCUGAAGGGAAAGAGUAUUAGGUAAAGAAGUAGUGAGUGAGCAAGAGUAACAACAAUAGGGUGGAAGGACUGGGGCAUGAGUAGGCAGAGCAAGUAGAGGAGACAGGAGUCCCCCUUUGAGAGGUAAGGUUUGCAAGACUGAUUUAUUUUUGUAACUGAUUUUGGCAUGUGAUCAUAUGAGAUCAAAAGGGUUCUGUACACAGCAUUUGGAACAUGUUGCUUCCCUCAAAGAAUUCUGGGCACUCUAGUUUACCACUCACAGGGUUUCAAUUCCUUCACUCUGGAACAAACUGCAGCACCCAGAAUUCUUUAAGAAAAAUGUGCUCUGGAUGUGCUUUAAAGGUAUAGCGAGUACAGAGACAAAUGAUGAAGUAACCCUAAGACCAGAAGGAGAUGUUUGUCUUAGACAUUUAUAGCAUUUGUCUUAAACAUUCCAGAGGGGGAGCCAUGAUAAUCUGUUGCAGCAGCAAUAACAAAAUGUGUUAGUCUUUUCAAGGUGCCACAAAACUCCUUGUCGUUUAAACAUUCACAGCAGAGACAAACAUUAAGAGAGAAGGGAGCUAUUGCUGUUUUUAACUCUGCAUAAACUGUUCAGUAUAAAAUGCAUGAAUUAAGAUCAUCUAGGCAAAACGUCAACAGCUGCAGUUCUGGUUUUCUUUUGUGACAAUAGAUAUAGCAGGAGGGAUUAUUAAAUUUUCCCUCCCGGUUGGUCCUUUUCAAUCAGCCUCUUUACCAUGUUUCAAAUGACAGGCAGAAAUAUAGGGACAGCCUUGAAAAUUCAAGAGACCACAUAAAAUGUCUAAGCAAGAAUAUGAUUUACCGUAUAAGCCUGCAGCUUUGUCGCUGUAACUUAUUUUUUAAAAAAACAACAGCAUUUGAACCCCAGGCUUAGAUUACAAAUAACUAACAUCUUUAAAAGAUGCAUAAAUAUACCUACAUAGAAGUGCAUUAAUCCCAGUUUGUUAAUCCCAUAUUAAUAAGGCGCAUGCCAUUAGUCGAAAGUAUGAUGGAAUGUUUUAGCUUGAACAGUCCACAGCUGUAGCUUAGCCAACAAAUGAAGGGGUGUGGAGAGAGAUCUCUGUUGCUAUAGCUGUGAUAUCAUACACGUUACUAACAUGUGGUUGGUUAUUUUGCGUUUCAGAUCACUGCUUGUAGUGGAGCACAAAGGAACCGCAGAGACUUCCACGUCCUUCAUUGAGAAGAAAGAAGCCAGCAGAGCAGGAUUAAUACAGGCUUGUUUCUGGUGGUCUUCUUAUACAAAGGCUGCCUUCGAGGGUGGGGGAAGAAGGAAGAAAGAAACACCGUGCUUAUUUAAUGAGCUGUGAAAUGAAGCGCUGCUGCUGCUACUACUGCUGCUGCUAACCUCCCAAUUCCUAGAUUCAUCUGCUAUUCAUUGUGCUUAAUAUACAUGUUUCUGCACUGUGCAUUUAGAAGAUCCCAGAAAGGAAUUCAAAACGGCUGCCGGGGAAAGACCACCAAACAUGCCUACAGAAACACUACAGACAGGUAGCAUGGUGAAACCUGUCAGCCCCGCCAUCACUUUCACUUCAGCCGUUCCACUCCGCAUUCUAAACAAAGGACCUGACUAUUUUCGCAGGCAAGCAGAGCCUAACCCAAAAAGACUUAGUGCUGUGGAGAGGCUGGAAGCUGACAAGGCAAAAUACGUCAAGAGCCAAGAGGUCAUCAACGCCAAACAAGAGCCUGUGAAACCAGCAGUGCUUCCCAAGCCGCCAGUGUGUCCUGCAGCCAAGCGGGCUUUGGGCAGCCCUACCUUGAAAGUGUUUAGCAACAAUGCAAAGACUGAGAGUGGUGUCCAAAGGGAGAAUCUGAAGCUAGAGAUUUUGAAAAACAUAAUCAAUAGCUCAGAGGGCUCUAGUUCAGGUUCGGGUCACAAACAUAGUUCACGAAACUGGCCUCCCCACAAAUCCGAUUCAGGAGACCUUAACCGGCAUUCGUUUGCAGAAUCCUUAAAGGUUUACCCCACCCAAGGCCGUAGCAGUCCUCAAGAAAGCAACUCCAAUGUGGGUAGAAGGCUAUUGGGACAGUCGCCAGAGUCAUUCUUGCACGUUUCCCAUAGCUCAUCAGACAUUAGGAAAGUAUCUAGUGGCAAAACCUUAAAAGCAAUACCGUGCAGUAGUUCAGCUCCACCUCUCCCUCCCAAACCCAAAAUUGCUGCCAUCACCACGCUGAAAUCGCCAGAGAUGGACACAGUAGAAUCCAGCUGUGGAGUCAGUAGACGACCUUCUCUACAGCGCUCGAAGUCAGACUUAAGUGACAGAUACUUUCGAGUUGAUGCAGAUGUUGAAAGAUUCUUUAACUACUGUGGACUGGAUCCUGAAGAACUUGAAAAUCUUGGGAUGGAAAAUUUUGCAAGGGCUAACUCUGAUAUUAUCUCUCUCAAUUUUCGCAGUGCAAGUAUGAUAAGUUCAGACUGUGAACAGUCUCAGGACAGCAACAGUGACCUUAGAAACGAUGAUAGUGCCAAUGACCGCGUGCCAUAUGGCAUUUCUGCAAUCGAAAGAAAUGCCAGAAUCAUCAAGUGGUUAUACAGCAUCAAGCAAGCUAGAGAGUCACAGAAAGUGUCCCAUGUGUGAGUUGGAUCCGCAGGGGGGCAAAGAGGGACUGUAUCUUUGUGAAUAUUGUGAAGGGUUGUGAAGUCUACUUGAAGUCUUAAUACACUUCUCAGAUCUCUUUUUGUGUUGCUUGUUGUGCAAUGUUUUCAAGUUGCAUGCCUGUCAACAUGUGAACUGACCUGGCUUCCACUUGAACAAUAACUAGCUACAGAGCCUGGCUAAGCAUACACACAUUAUCUGCCAAAAGUUUAAGACCAGAAUCUAAAUAGGGCUUUGUUUAUGAACAAAUUGUUUACAUUAAAUGGUUAUAUGGCUUCUUUUUUCUAGAUCUGUAGGUCCCUUGUGGUUGUUUUGGGGUUUUGUUUUGUACAUUUUUGUGUGUGUCUUGAGCACAGGUAUAGUUAAGACACAGGACAGAAAUUGCCAACCUAAGAUUGUUAUAGCACCGUGCAUUAGAACGGCAUAGUAGUCUGUGGAAUGAAUGGGUCAGUACCAAUAAUAAUAAUAAUAAUAAUAAUAAUAAUAAUAACAACAACAAUAAUUUUUAUUAUUUAUACCCCGCCCAUCUGGCUGGGUUUCCCCAGCUACUCUGAGCAGCUUCCAGCACAUAUAAAAAUAUAAAAAAAAGUCAAACAUUACAAAUUUCCCUAUACAGGGCUGCCUUCAGAUGUCUUCAUCUGUGAACAGCAGUAAAAGGCAGCAGUAUAGGGCUGAGCUUGCAGGGAGGACGGGGGCUGGCCUGUCCAUGAACUACAUUGUAUAAUGCAAUUAUUUUUCUUUCUUUUUUUUAAAAAAGGUUGUUUACCUUUCAAAGAAAGGAUACACAGGUUUUCUGUCGUAAUCUUCUAACUGAAUCCCCCCUGCACACCCACCCACACGCCUGGUGCCCCCAUAUACAGCCUUUUUACAAGCAGUGGUCUGGAAAGCUAUAAACUAUUUUUUUGAUGUAGCAAGAGCGGUAAUGGUUUGGUUUCACCAAUCUAGGGGUAUUUUGAAAAGAGGCUGGGAAAAUGAAAAGGAUGGGUGGCAUUUUAAAGGAAACUUCCUUGUCUUAAACUUUUGACAGGAAUGGUUAGAUCCUGUUUGCUGAUCUUUGAAUGCCUUUAAACUAGACAAAGCACAUCAUGAUCACAAGCUCCUGCUGCUGACUACUUUUUUUGUAGACCUGUUUGAGCAGUUCAUGAACAGAAAAUGGAAGUACACAGCCAUAUCAGUAUAAUAAGAGCCUCUUACCCAGAAGUUUAAACACACUCAAUAUAGCUGAACUAUAUCUGAGAAAUUGUGAUUAUGUUGUCUUAAAUAUGUUAUAUCUUAAGGCUGUGGAAGUUUGUUACAGCUCUAGGAAACUGUAGAAACAUGACAGUAUGUAGCUUCUUCUUUUUUGUACCCUUCUCUUCCUCCUUGCACCGUACAAUGUUUAGUGCUGCACGUCAAUCUGUUACACUUUUUUUUAUUUUGACAAUCUUGUGUCUUCCCAAUGGUUUAACUGUCAUGUCAAAGUGGCAGUUGUGGUGCAUAGCGGAGAGUUGAAAGUGCAGUGGUCUGCUUCAUUAUUAUUAUCAUUAUUAUUAUUAUUCAUGCUUUGAAGUACUUUGCAGCACUCUUAUACUUCAUCAGCUAAUAGGAAACUUUUUCUUGUGUAAAUGCUGUAAGACUUUGUACAUAUUUCAGUUCUUACGAGAUCUUUAAAAAAAAGUGUUAUGCUAAUAAAUAGCUCUUGGUGC